Podarcis lilfordi (Lilford's wall lizard) is the source of this 64089-nucleotide messenger RNA. The record is from the annotation of a GenBank genome assembly. NCBI's taxonomy places the organism in Eukaryota, Metazoa, Chordata, Lepidosauria, Squamata, Lacertidae.
GAGGGAAAGGGGAAAGAAAAGUUUUCAGAGAGUUUCUGGAGGCGGUUCCAAAGCCCCGAGCGCGUCGUCGUCGUCGUCCGGGCGGCCUCGGCAGCGACAGCAGCGCGCAUGGACGCCCUCAAAUCCGCCGGACGGGCCAUAAUCCGGAGCCCCAGCAUCGCCAAGCAGAGCUGGAGCAGCGGCAGGCAUAAAAGUAAGUCCGCGGGAAGGCAAGCAGGCGCGCGCCCCCGUCGCCUCCGCUUCGGAUCUCUUAGCCACAGCUCUCCAAGAGAGAGGGAGAUUGGGCUGCUGCGCCGAUCGCCCUGGUCUGGUCUGGGGGUGCUCCGGGGGUCCCCUGAUUCUGGGCUGGAGCGCGCGAGGUGCAUCGGGGCAGGAUUAUAAUAAGGAGCCGGGGUCACUUCAGGGGCAGGGGCUCCUUUUGUGUAGGGACGGGAGAGGCAGGAAAGAGAAGCGUACGUGACCAGGAGAGCGGCUGCAGCGUCCGGCAGAAGUUUUUGAUGACAGGCUGACAAAAUCGACACACACACACGGAGACAUAAGUACUCAUACCGCCAUUGGAAUACUCUCUCUCUCCCCCCCCCCUUUUAAUUGAGCCGGCUCUUUUUAAAAAUGGUUGCACUAGUCUUACUUGUUUUUGUAAGUUGCCUAAAGUUUUAAUAGAAGCUGCACGGUGCUUUGCAAAAAUAUCACAGUCCAUCUACGCAAGGCUAAGGAGCAACCUAAGAGACCUAGGAACGUCGGAAGCUGCCAUCUACCGAGUCAGACCACUGACCCCUCUAGUUCAGGAUUGUCCACGUUACUGACAGCGGCUCAGCAGGGUUUCAGACGGGGCCCUUCCCAGCCCCACCCGGAGAUGCCACUGGGGCGACUUUCUGCAUUCAAAAUAGAUGUUCUACCACCACUGAGUUGCUUCUCUUCCCCAACUGAAAAGUUGGAGAGGGAGCGAUCAGGGUCAGAGAAACAAAAUAAAAGAGACAAUCCUAUAUGCAAAUCUCAUUGAACUCUGCAGACUUACUCUGCUUCUCAAUAGAAGUGGGCUGUAAGGCAAAUUCCUUUGGAAGUUCUGAUGAAAUAUUAGAGAACUGUUUAGAACAGAGAUGUAGCCUUCUGUAUGUUCUGGUACUCCAUUUCCCAUCAGCCUCAGCCAGCAUGGCCAGUGGCAAUGGACAACAACAUCUGGAGGAUAACAGCUUACUCACUUCUGGUUUCAAAGAGGAAAAUAUAAAGAAAUCGCAAAGUACUGCUACGCUAAGGAAGCAGCAUUUUAAAAUAUAUGAUUCUCAUGCCCUGCUGCAGGGGUGGGUUACCCCUAUCAAGGGCCAUAUUCCCUCACAGGUAAUCUGUCAGGGGCCACAUGUCAGUGGUGGACGGAGGGAGAGCUGUUGUACUCUUAAUGUACAAUUCAUACUGAUGCACAACAAUAAUGAACAGUGUGCUUCAAUAUAGAGCACCCAAAUCUAUGCCUUCCAGGUUUCUUAGCCAGUUCACAGCUGCUUCUGUCUAAAGCAAUGAAUUCUGGGAAAUGUAGUUUGUGAAGAGUGCUGAGAGUUGUUGAGUUAUUCCCUCAAAGAAUUCUGGGCACUGUCGUUUGUUAAGGUUUGCUGGGAACUGUGACUCUUUCAGGGGUGAACUACAGUGUCCAGAAUUAUUUGAAGGAAAUUAUUUGUGUUUUGAGUGUGCUUAAAGGUAUGGUGUGUGAUUUUUUUUUUUUAACGAAUGGUGUGGAUGUGGUCGUAGUUACUAGGUGCUCCCAGAACAUUCACUCUUUCCCUCUCCCCCAAAUUCUGAUGGAAUAUUAAUUAGUGGGUGGGCUGCUGGUGGUAUGUUUUGAGCCCUAUUUGAGGGUUCACUUCUGUCAAACGAUUGUAAUCAUCUUGUUUCCCAGAGAUACUGAACAGCAACAGUCAGGGUGGACAAGACUGGGCUAUAUGGACAAAUUGUUCAACUUGGUAUAGGCAGCUUCUUAUGUUACUUCGUAUACCAGGGAUGGAGAUGCUCUAGAUGUUCUUGGACUUUGACUCCUAUCAGCCACAGCUAACAUGGCCAGUGGUCAGGGAUGAUGGGUGUUGUAGUCUAGCAAUGUCAGUCUCGGAGGGAGGAGUACUUGCUUCUUCAUCUCUGCACUUGAAUAUGGAGUAGAGAGCAUGGCAAAUGCUAUGAUAAUAGCUGCUGCUGUUUUUCAACUUUCUUGUUGUUAGAGGUCAAACUGUCAUGACAGGGAAUGCUUUUUUUGCAGUCAUGAGGGAGGGCAUACAGUGGUACCUCAGGUUACAAACGCUUCAGGUUACAAACACUUUGGGUUACAAACUCCGCUAACCCGGAAGUAGUACCUCGGAUUGAGAACUUUGCCCCAGGAUGAGAACAGAAAUUGCACAGCGGCAGCGGGAGGCCCCAUUAGCAAAAGCGCACCUCAGGUUAAGAACGGUUUCGGGUUAAGAAUGGACCUCUGGAACGAAUUAAGUUCGUAACCCGAGGUACCACUGUAUAUGGCCUGGGGUUCCUCUUAUCUGGUCUAUACAGAUCAAAAUCCCCGAACAGAGCUACUUAAAUAAUGUGAUUUGGAGAAGUGUCUUCUGUACUCAAUUUUUGGGGAACUGGCAUAUUCCUAACAUUUCAAGGGAUGUUGGGGUUGUGCCUGCAUCUGCUGGUCAGGUAUGGUAGAUGGUAGUGAUUCAGAGCUGCAUUUCCUUAAUCGUUUCUGGGCUCAGUCACAGACACUGGAUAUGUUUAUGCAGUCAAUUACGAAAAGCUUUGACCAAAUUAACUUUUUUAUUUGAAGAAAUAUAAAUAUUUUCAUGCUUCAGUUUCCCAGUGAGUUGAAAGUGGAAAUCAUAAACAUCGCUGUCUUCCCUGCCAUUUGUUCCACCUGACAAGUGAUAAUGAAAUGGCCAUGGGAAAAGGGCUGUAGCCCAGCGGUAGAGCAUCUGCUUUGCAUGCAGAAAGUCCCUGGUUUGAUCCCCAGGAUCUCCAGGCAGGGCUAGGAAAGAUCUGAACCCUUCCUGAGCUGUUGACUGUCAGUGCAGGCAAUACUAGGUAGACCAAUGGUCUGAUUCAGUAUAAGGUAGCUUCUCAUGUUCCUAACAUUAAAAUUAAAUUGACUCUUUUUCUUUGUGAUAGUAAUGAUGACCCAAGCCAUCUAACAGGGGUGCUAAUUCUUUUUUCUACAAGUGCGGGUCUGCAGCAAAUUGUUGUGGCAUGGGGUCCUCCACCUGUUUGGGAUGGCCAGCGUUCCAGCCACACCCUGUCUUCAGAUGCUCCAUUCACCUCCCUCCUUUUUCCAUUUCCUCCCCUAACAACCUGCCAGAAUUCCACGCACUCUUAAGAAUGCUCAGUCUUCAUUUGGGGGUUUUCCUGCCUCCAUUUUUGGGGUGGGGUACUUCUGCAAACGUUUGAGUUCCCUAAGCCCAUUGGCGCCGUUUUGGCUAUAAAAUGAACCAUACGCAGAGAAUGACUUCGCUAUCGCUAUGUAGGAUUACCAGUAAUUACUCUUUUCUGUUCCAAAAACAAAUAUGCUAGUUGUGUGUGGUGCCUGAUUCCCCUUGUGGCUUUGUGUGUCCAUAAGGCGUGUUGCAUUUGAAAGCCUAUUUAAACCACUCCUUUCCUUGCUGUCACAAUUUUUCCUAGAAUAGAACACCCAUAAUGACACCUGUAGCAUAUAUUUUAAAUGCCUGCAAUAUACAACGCUGCCUGUUAGGUACAGGGGAUGUCUUUCCAUUACUGGUGAAGAUAGCAUAGUAAGCCCCUUGAAAUAACAGCAGCAACAGCGGCAGCAAAACCUUUCAGCAAACCUUUUUAUCAUUCUGUAUAAAAUGUCACUCGACUAACUUUUUUUUGUGUGGUCCCUAUGUGGAAGAUUGUGCAUGGUCCCUCCUUCCCCUUUAUACAAAAUGACUGCUGCAGAAUUAAAUCUGGGUGUGACUUGAUGGCUCAGCUUGUGCUUCCUUCCUCCCUUCAAAGGCCUAAUUCUUACAAAUGAGAGAAAUACAAAGAAAGUUUGUGACUGGGCUGCACCAUCUGAGACUGCAGAUGGGGACUCAGGUGAUGGAAGGCACCCCCAUCUCUUCCAUGCAGAUAAAGAACUAGGCACCAGGGAUGAGGGUUAUGUCCUAGCUUUCAUCAUGACAUGCCGGUUUUCUGCAAGUAAGGAAUGUGAGUGCUUGGAGGAGUUUUCAGUUGUGUGAGCCUCCCCCCCCCCCCGCCCCGCAGACUUAAGUGGGGCAGCCCAUUGGCAGCUUAGCUGUCUCUUUUGCUCUUCAAUUUAAUUCACAAAUUGAUCGCAAUUUGCUGCCACCCUCCUUGAUGCUUGCCACUUUUUUCCCCUAAAAAAAGAAGAAGAAGAGUGACCCCUUGCAAUUUGGAAUUCACAUACGCUGCUGAAACAAUAACAGUGUGCUUAUCUUUAAAAAGUGCUUUAGAAUGUUCAGGUUUCUUAACAAGAUUGAUCUGAAUCCAUCUAGCCCAGCAUAUUCGUUUCCAGCAGUGGCUAGCUGGGUGUCCUGGGAAGCUUAUAAGCAGGACCUAAAGUUGUUUCUCUCUCCUUCAGUAGCUGAUUUGCAGAGGAACAGGCCACAGGAUAUUGCAAUGCCUAGCGCUCCUGUUCACAGUUCCAAGUCAGCAAAUCAUGCCCUUCUGCACAAUACUCCAUUCCAUUUUCUUAGCCAUCCAGUUUUCCAUUUCCCUGAAUCUACAGGUCAGUACCUUCCAGUAGCCUUUGUAAUCAUUACAACAGUCCUGUAAGAUAGGGCAAUAUUAGUUAGCAUCCUUACUCCAGAUCUGGGGGAAGGGAUAACUCUGUAGGCAUUCAUUUUUAGAUAGGGUUAGGGACUUGUGAGUACCAGGUAAUCUAUCCGGAAAUCUCGGAAACCACCAGUUUGCAAUCAACCACUGACCAAUCUCCUCCUGAACUCCUAGCAAUAGUGAGCCAUCUAUUGUGAGGCAGAGAGAGGCCUUCCAUUUCCAAACAAGUCUCUGGUCUGAAUGCUUCCGUUUUCUUCUUCCAGCCUAAGGAAGUGGAGAGGGUUGGGGAGCCAAAUCUGUACUCCAUUGCUUCCAGGUCAGUAGAGUAGAUCAGUGGUUCCUAACCUGGAAGCCAUGAAGAUAUCAACCCCCUGCUGCCUCCUUUCCCAGGCUCUUUAUAUCAGUCUCUGGGGGAAGGGGGGAAUUACUCACCUCUGCUGCUACCUGCAAGCUAAAAGGAGUGGAGAGGCUGUUUCAAAGAGCACUUUGCAGCUUAAGUCAACCUGUGUGCUCAUGUUGGGGCAAAACCGCCCUUUGAAGCAGUACCCCCCUCUCUUUUAAACAAGCGGAUAGGGCAUAGGGGGACUCCCCUGCCCACCUGCUUGCUCCGAUAUUUGAAGGAAGUGUGCUAUCUCAAAGCCCUUUACAAAAGGCCUUUUUGAAGCACUUUGUCUCCUCCUUUAAACAUCAAUGUCUGAAGGAGGAGACUGCCUCAGAUACCACUUUUGCACACUCCCUCUGAUUUUGAUGCUCAGAUGGGAGCAGAAGGGGGUGGGGGGUAAAAAGGAAUUGGGAACCAUUGUAGAUCCCCGGAAGGGAUUGCCAAUUUUUUUGCAACUGAACAGGAGGCAGUGAACCAAAGGGCAAAGCCUGUAAUAUAGGCAAGAUUUGCAAGAUUUUCAUUUGCAGCUCAGUCUCUUAGCCACUGUGUUAUGGAGUGGCCUUUUUUUUUUGUCAUAGUCAGUUUAUUUACAUACCACAUUUCCCACAAAUACAUCUGUGCUUAAAGCAAUUUACAGCAAAAAAACACAAACACACGCAGUCUAGGCACAGGAGUACAAUAAUAAUAAAUAAAGUAUAAUAUCACAACACUAAACACUGUGACAAAAAAAGCAGAAAAAGUCAUGACAUACCAAAAUAUAGUGUUUUAUACAAAAUAGGGUGCUCAACUUGGAAAUGACUUUGAAUUCUCUGUCACCCCUAUUAUUUUGCUACAGAAUUAUUUUUUUUAAGUAAGCAAGGCAAAAAUACCUGUGAACAGGAGUCUUUAUUAAAUUGUGAACAUGCUUGGAAUUUUGUUGUUGUUUUAUGUCUAUAUUUUCUUCUGAAGCAGUAGAAACCUGCAAGCCUGCGAUGGCAGCUCUUUUCCAUGGCAAAAAUAUAUUGGUGGAACCACUCACCUUGUUUGUCCCUAACAGCACCCAAGUUGGGUGGAAAGAGGUUGAGAAGUGUAUCAAAGAAAUGAAUUUCCAGAGUCAUAUUACAUCCCAUAACUUUACAAGCUUCUAGAAGGUCACUGGUAAUUGUUUCAUAGUUUUUGGCCUUAAUAUUGCCAAGAAAAUUUGUAACGAUGGAUUUAAAUGCUUUCCACACUCUGCCUUCAACUUCAUCAUCAAAUAUACCAUCUUUUAUUAUUUCUCUGAUUUGUGGGCCCACAGUUAUCACUUCCUUGAAGGGAAAGGAAAAACAAUUCCUUCCAGUGGUUCAUUGGCAAUAUUUCUUUGAUCUGUUAUUAAUGCUUGAUGUGGCCAAUGUUUCUAAAUAUAAUGAUGUGAUCCAGCUUAGUUGUCCCACUCAGAAAGAAAACAGUAUUUUGUGUAUCCCUCUUGUAAACCAAGGAGGAAUGCAAUAACUUUCUGAACAUUGCAGAUGUGCCAAGCGUAGUUAUUAAAAUGAAUGUGCUCUGGAAGAAAUAACAUGCUGUCAUACAAUUUAUGGAUGGCAUUAGCUAGACAGGAGGGCAUCUAUUGCCAAAGUGGAGCAACACUGCUUUCAAACUGAGUUUGGAGGAAUAAAUGGACAAACACCCGUUGUCCAUAUUAUGCUGUUGUCCCAAUGCUUCCAUUAGGUAAAGGUAAAUAAUAAUUUAAUAAUAAUAAUUUAUUAUUUAUACCCCGCCCAUCUGGCUGGGACUCCCCAGCCACUCUGGGCGGCUUCCAUAGAAACCAAAAAUACACUAAAAUAUCACACGUUAAAAACUUUCCUGAACAGGGCUGCCUUAAGAUGUCUUCUGAAUGUCAGGUAGUUGUUUAUCGCUUUGACAUCUCGUGGGAGGGCGUUCCACAGGGAGGGCGCCACUACCGAGAAGGCCCUCUGCCUGGUUCCCUGUAGCUUUGCUUCUCGCAAUGAGGGAACCGCCAGAAGGCCCUCGGCGCUGGACCUCAGCGUCCAGGCAGAACGAUGGGGGUGGAGACGCUCCUUCAGGUAUACUGGACCGAGGCCGUUUAGGGCUUUAAAGGUCAGCACCAACACUUUGAAUUGUGCUCAGAAACGUACUGGGAGCCAAUGUAGGUCUUUCAAGACCAGUGUUAUAUGGUCUCGGUGGCUGUCCCCAGUCACCAGUCUAGCUGCCGCAUUCUGGAUUAGUUGUAGUUUCCGAGUCACCUUCAAAGGUAGCCCCACGUAGAGCACAUUGCAGUAGUCCAAGCGGGAGAUAACCAGAGCAUGCACCACUCUGGCGAGACAGUCCGCAGGGAGAUAGGGUCUCAGCCUACGUACCAGAUGGAGCUGGUAAACAGCUGCCCUGGACACAGAUUUGACCUGUGCCUCCAUGGACAGCUGUGAGUCCAAAAUGACUCCCAGGCUGCGCACCUGGUCCUUCAGGGGCACAGUUACCCCAUUCAGGACCAGGGAAUCCUCCACACCUGCCCGCCUCCUGUCCCCCCAAAACAGUACUUCUGUCUUGUCAGGAUUCAACCUCAAUCUGUUAGCUGCCAUCCAUCCUCCAACCGCCUCCAGACACUCACACAGGACCUUCACCGCCUUCACUGGGACCCCUGACAGUUAAGUCGAGUUGCGGAUGACUUUGGGGUUGUGGCACACAUCUCACUUUAUUGGCCGAGGAAGCCGGUGUACAGCUUCCAGGUCAUGUGACCAGCAUGACUAAGCCGCUUCUGGCGAACCAGAGCAGUGCACAGAAACGCCAUUUACCUUCCCGCCUAUUUAUCUACUUGCACUCUGAUGUGCUUUCAAACUGCUAGGUUGGCAGGAGCAGGGACCGAGCAACGGGAGCUCACCCUGUCGCAGGGAUUCAAACUGCUAACCUUCUGAUCGGCAAGCCCUAGGCUCUGUCCCGUCAUUUUCUGAAAUAAGAUUUUUUUGUGCAGGAGAUUUCAUCCUUGUGAUCUUGUGGAUAAAAGCCUUUGACAAGAUCAUUCAGCUCAUCUUGAGCUAUCAAAUGGGGUUCUGUUGAAGAACCAGGUCCUUCAAAUAUGUUGUCAAAUUGUUCUCCACAUUGAGCUUCCUCAUCAGAUGCAGGAUUUUCAUAUUUGGUGGCAUCCACAGCAAAAUCCCAAAAUUCUGGUGGUGGAAGCUCAUGAUAUGUUCAGCAAACUGCAUUCUGUGAGAUCCAUCUUUUAGCCGGGCUCUGUGGGGUCCAUGAUGUGUCUUCAUCUCCUGUCUUAAUACCACAAUAAAGUUUGUUUGCCAAUUCCACAAGUGGGAGGAAAUUUUGCUUCUGAGUUUUAAGUGAUAAUUCUCCACUCACAUAGUGGAAACUGAUCAAUUAACAUACUGUCAUGGUAUUCUAGACACAUGAGGACAAUCAAAGUACUUCAAAAGUAAGUAUUUCACUUACUCAUAGCAACACAACACACUUACUAGGUACUAGAGAACUGAAUGAAACCUAAUGAAAACUAAUCACUUAACAUCUGAAUACUUUAGCAUAUGUAUGCAACUCACAGCAUCAAUAUAAACAAGUUUUGACACGUUCUAGCUAGUUGCAAGCAGUAUUAGAUACAGCAGCUUACAGAGCAAUACACAAGGGGUGCCAUCUAUGCAGUAAUUCUGGGUGAUAGACAAAUUAUGUUCUUAUAUUCAGUGCUAGUUUUCUAGAAAAAGAGGUCCCUGAACUCACCAUGAACACCUCCCUUGUUCUCUUAUAGUGGCAACGACUCCUACCUGAGAGGUGCUGAAACUGAGUUCAAGUGAGUUCCAGCUAAAAAAGCCCUGUAUAUAUUCCUUAUAAAAAUACAUAUGUAACACCUAAAAGAACCCAUGCCACAAAAUUUCUGUUUUCCUGUGAAAUUAACAAUUCAUAUAAACUGCAUCAAAAUUUAAGGUAGCCGGAAGCUCACCAAUAUGUCUAAUAACUUCACAUUCAAAUGUAACCCCAAACCUAAUCGUUUUUACAUCAACCUUUCUCCCAAAGCAUGUUUCAAAACCUCUUUCUAAUAAAAAAAAGCCACCCUGUAAUGUUUUAUGUAAUUUAAGAUAAUUUAUAAUCCACUGUGCUAAAAAACAAAAAAAUAGCACUUGGGGCUGGUAAAAACAAACGGAGAAUUACUGUUUAUGAAGGGUUGUUGCCUGAAUUUCCUCCUUUUCCUGCUCUCUCUCCUCCCACCCCACCCCCCUUUUUUUGCAUUGUGUAUUAGUUUCUCUGCCAGCAGGCUUACAAUCUGUCUUGUGCUCUUUUAAUUUAAAACACCACCACCACCAUAUUUGCAGAGUACCUAGAAAACCUCUUUGUAAAUCUGGGAUGAAUUGCUGCAUCUGAUCUGGGAUACACCAAAGAUGUGACUUCAACUGUCCCAGGCCGCUGGAUUGUUCAGCUGUGUGAUCCCACAGCUUCACUGGAACCUCUAAGUUUCCCAAAAAGGGCCAUGCUGUUCUCCCCCUCACCCACGUUGCAAUGCCUUUUAGGCAAAAAGAACUUAAAAAACCACCCCCUCUGUAUUAAAAGGUGAGAAUGGAGUGCAAAUUACUCAGCUGGCUGUUUAUUGAGUGGCCUCAUUACCCAGCUGGCCCUUGGUGUCAGAGCAAUGGGAUGUGUUAAUUUAAGUACACAUACUUAGAUCCGCCAGCCUGGGGCUUAGGACUGUGUGAUGCAUAGCCAGCCCUUGACUAAUGGCCUUGCCCGCCCCCCAUGAAAAACCACAAGGCUGUGUUUUGCUUUGCAUCUCUUCUGAAAGUGGGUCUGAUGUUCUCGAGAUUAAAAUCUGGCCAUCAGUUGUACUAUACCCAAGGUCUUUUGUCUUCCCACACAUCUUGACAUGGCACUGUGAUUUGCAAAUCUUAAUGGGAAACAGCCUUACUAGAAAAAUUAACCAAUAAACUGAAACUGACACGGGGACAAAUAGAAGAAGAUGCCUUCACCCUGGUAUGGCUCCCCUUUAUCACAUACACAGCCCAACAAGACAACGACAAAAAUCCACCAACAGCAUACAAAUCAAUAUGGCUAACCUGAUCCAAAACACCCACCCACCCCACUCACACAUGAAAACGAAGACCACCACAGCCAACCACAAAUGAACAGCCACACCCUAGGCCAACCGCAACCUCUCUCACCAUGAAAGGAACACAAGUGAACAGCAGAGAACCUGCGCAAGCAACACUGACACAAAACCCCACAUAUAUUAAGUAAAAUAGAAACAUCGCCACCCCCACCCUCACUCACCUCCCCCCCGCUACCUCUUUCCCCCUUUUCUUCCUAAUGUCUCAACAAAUGAAACCAAUUUGUAAAAAAUGUUACGGGGGGGGGGGAGAGAGAGACAUUGCACAUACUUUUGUAAAUCAAGAAAUUUUUAAAUAAAAAUACAUUUUAAAAAAAUAAAAUGGAGUGCCACAAACCAGGAAAUUCUGUUUCAUAGAAUUUUUAAGAGCUGGAAGGAGGCACAGAGAUCAUCCAAUCUUCCCCCAACCCUGCUCAUUGCAGGUUCUACCCUGCAGGAUGCAGUGUCAUGAAUAAACAUGAUAAUGUUAUUAUAAGCUUAUUGAGGGGUUAAUGAACUCAACAAGUUUGGGAGUUCUGUAAGCAAGUUAUUUAUCACAUUUGUUCUCAUGUCGACCUUCCAAGAAGUGCAGUGUGAUGUACACAGUGUUCUCAAAUUGUGUGUGCUCAACAGCCUUGUGAGGUAGGUUUUGAUUAGGCCAGGAGAUAAUAGUGUCUUGUGCAAGGUCACCAAGUGUGGCGAAGUGCGGGGUAUCAGUGGCCUUGAUUCCUUUAUGUCUUAUUACUACAUUUCCUGUGCAUUCUGAGAUAGCGAUUUCCGUCAUAGAAUUGUAGAGUUGGAAGGGACCAAGAGGGUAAUCCAGGCCAAACCCUUGCAAUUCAGGAAUCUCAACUGAAGCAUCCCUGACAGAUGGCCAUCCAAUCUCUGCUGUAAAACGUCCAAUGAAAGUGAGUCCACCAUUGGUUCGGGUCCUACCCUCCAGAGCAGGAGAAAACAUGUUUGCUCCAUCUUCCGUGUAGCAGCCCUUUAGAUAUUUGAAGAUGGCUAUCCUAGUUCCCCCUCAGUCUCCUCUUAUCCAGGCUGAGCAUACCCAACUCCCUCAACCGUUCUUCAUAAGGCUUGGUUUCCAGACCCUUGAUCAUCUUGGUCGCCCUCCUCUGCACACAUUCCAACUUGUCAACAUCCUUCUUAAAUUUUGGUACCCAUAACUGGACACAGGACUCCAGGUGUGGUCUGAUCAAGGCAGAAUAGAGUGGUACUAUUACUUCCCUUGAAUGUUUUGCCCGUUUUUACCAUUGCUUAUUCUAGAGGACAUGCAACUCAGAGAGGAGAUACCUUCUUUGCUGUAUUGGUUUCUGAUGGUAAAGGAGCAUGCUGAGUUUCACAGAAUCCUAAGCCAAAUUUGGCCUUACCAGGCCAUUUUUCAAAAACGACUACUGCCUGCCCCACACCAGACAUCAUAUGUGGGGCUGAUAGAGACGCAGUUGGAUUGGCUUCUCAAACAGCUGAUCCCCGCAGAGGGCAGGCUUGAAACUGAAGUGCAUCAUUUAAUGCAGGCAUAGGCAAACUCGGCCCUCCAGAUGUUUUGGGACUUCAGCUCUCAUGAUCCCCAGCUAGCAGGACCAGUGGUCAGGGAUGAUGGGAGUUGUAGUCCCAAAACAUCUGGAGGGCUGAGUUUGCCUAUGCCUGAUUUAAUGUGUCACUUUCUGCCCCAGUGGACCAAUUUGACAGAUGAGUGGGACCAUCCUCUUGUCAACCACCUGACAUAAUAGGAUGUCAUAUGAAUUGCAAGUGGCUGGUUCCACUCACCUGUCAAAGUUGUCUUGUGGUGUGUGUGAGGGGGAGAUAAAUAUCUCUCCAGCCAGGCCAAAGAGUUUCUCUAUUCUGGAUUUUACAGAUUUAAAAAGUUGCCAUCGCCCCGUUUACAAAGAGAGCAAAGACUUGGUUUUUUUAAAUAUAAUGUGAAAGUAGCACAGACCAAGAUUUAUCUACUACGUAUGGGGAGUACACCCUUGUUUCUUUCUGCCCGCCUUGCUUUAAAGCAAGGUGGUAUUUUAAUAUAUGCUCUGAGUCGAAGAUGAUGUGGCAGUGAGACAGCUUCUGACCUCACCCUCUGUGGUCUACAGAGUCUUUUGAGGCGCCACGGCUUGGUUCCAGUUGAAGGGUGCAGUUCUAGUGUAAAGUGGGUUGUAGCCACAGAAUGACAGUAGCUAGAGGUGGCUGUGUCUGGCCUCUUGUGGAUUAGGACUUCCCUCUGAAUUUUCAGCAUUCACUUAACUAGUUCUUAUACAGCUACUGUAUAAGGUUUGGGGGAGCGCAGAAUGUAAUAGAUUCAUACAGCCAAUCUUUAACAUUUGACAUAUUGGGCUGUUUGAAAUUUAUAUUCUGGCUCUGCUGCUGUGAUUUUCACCAGCACCUUUAGGCUACAGGCCUACAUCUAACCAGCUGUUCUGCACCUGUAGCUUCUUUCAGCAGAAGCCCCGAGGAGGACAACAUUGAGUGUUCUAAUGUUACACGACAGUAGCUGGUUCAAAUUAUCAACAUUAGCUGGGGAGAGAUUUUGGGGUGGGAGAAACUACAUUUUGUAGCUCUCAGUGAAUGGUUUUAAAUCUCUUAUGAAGAGGAGUUUUUGUGAGCUUGCCAGCUGUUUUCCUGCCAAAAAAUAUUCCCGCCCAGAUUACCCGGAGCUCAUUCUUGGCAGGCAGGUAAAAUCAAAAGGCUUGACUCUGCCAUAGUCCUUGGAUGAGGCAGAUCACGUUGGGCCUCAUAAAGGAUUAAGGCUCUUGUAACAGAGUUUUGAAAUUACAGGAUUGCGUCUGGUGUGCUUGUGUCAGCAUUUAACAAAAGACUUGGUCUCAUUUUAAAGUAGGAAUUCAGUUUAGUUGUAUGUAAGGAUGGAGGAGAAAAAAAUGUUCAGUGUUCCCAUUUUAAUGCAAACCUACUUCAUUUGCGCUUCCUGAAGAGAUGUGGAAAUCGGAAUGAUGCAACUAUCGUUUGGAAUUCACACUGCUUCAAAUUUUGCUGCACAGUUCUUCUGGUGAAACACACACAGUUGGGGGAAGUGUGCAAGCAAAACUAGCGCAUAUCCAUGAAAUAAUGUAGAAAAAAUACAUUGUAUGAAUGUAGAUGACUUGCAAUAAUGUGCACGUUAGGAGGAAUGCACAAAAUGUGUAUGGCUUUUCAUGCAGCCCUUAAAAAAAAAAAGUUUGCAAACUGAUGUGGAAAUGGGGCAGACUUGAGUUUAAGAUUGAGGAAAAUGAGAAACCAAGCAGAAAUGAAAUAGGCAGGUUUGCCGAUCCCUGGCUGUAUAAACUUUCAGGGUCAGGUUCAAUCUCACAUGCUGAAUAAUAAUUAGAACAUUCUGGUCUUCUGCAAGAAGAAAAACGUCACUGAAUCGUCCAACGUCUGAGAACACAAAAUAAGGGCAAUAAUCUUGGUUCAUGUUAUAAUUUUCUCAUAGGCUUGAGAAUAAAGGACGGGCACGAGAGGGCUGAAGCUUGGGGCAGAAUUUACUGAAAGUGAUUUGGGGGGUUUGUUUGUGUAUGCGUUUCUUUAAAAAUAUGCUUUUACAGAGAUGGCAUGGAAACAAAGCUGAAGCAAGAGCUGUGUUUACGUGUGCCCUAGGGUUGGAAACUCUUUAUGGCUUAUCAAAUGGCAUUUUAAGGCCUUAAGCUCGCAAAAUGGCCUAACUGCUGAGCAAACAAUAAUUGAACCAAAACAGCUCUGUUGAUAGAAACAAAGAUGUGUGGGGUAAAUUUUAACUGGCCUUGUGUGAUACUGCUGCGUAAUUGCAAGCUGACCUUUAAAGGAAGGCCUAACAAUGUUUAUCCAUUACAGCCCUUAAAUCUUCACUUUCACUGUGGAGAGACUUUGGGGUGGGGGGAGCUUGCAGGGAGACAAGGGUGCAAUAUAAGGAAUCUUCCUCAUUUAACAUUCCAGGCUGUUCCUUAUCUUGCAACCUUUUGUUCUUUCGAGUCCUCCAGGUUUUGUUUAAAAAGUUUCCAGUCUCAUUUUAGGUACCCGUGGUUUCCAUUCUUCUGUCUCCGCACCUCAGUGAGCCUUGAAUGAGCUUCGGCAGCACUAGUGAGUUGGACAAUGAGCAGUGGUCCUGCUCUGAUCAGCAGAGGUGCCCCAACGUGCUGGGGCACGAUUCUGAACAAGCCCACUGACAAAUGGGCAUUGUGCAAGAGCAUGGUUCACAGAAUUGCUUUUUCUACACAGGAGAACCUCCCAGUGGAUUGUGUCCAGUGUUAGCUAGAGGGAAAGGAUCUCAAUUUGACUUUCUACCUCGGGGUGGUUUUAAGCAAGUACAGUGGUACCUUGGGUUACAUACACUUCAGGUUACUUACGCUUCAGGUUACAGACUCCGCUAACCUAGAAAUAUUGCUUCAGGUUAAGAACUUUGCUUCAGGAUGAGAACAGAAAUUGUGCUCCGGUGGCGUGGCGGCAGCAGGAGGCCCCAUUAGCUAAAGUGGUGCUUCAGGUUAAGAGCAGUUUCAGGUUAAGUACGGACCUCCGGCUUCCCCCAAAGAAUUCUGGGAGAUGUAGUUUGUUAAGGGUGCUGAGAGUUGCAAGGAGACCCCCUAUUCCUGUCCCAGAGCUACAAUUUUCAGUGUGGUUUAACAACCAUCCCAUUUUAAUAGCAAACCCCACUUCACAGGGAACUCUGGAAAUUGUAGCUCUGGUACCCUUAGCAAAUUGCAGCGUCCAGAUUUAUUUGGGCAAAGCCAUGGCAGUUCAAAGUGGUGUCAUAGAGCUUUAAAUGUGUGGUGUUAAGGUGGUCUGGGGGCUUCAGGUGGGCUUUCUUUUUUAGUGCUUCUCUUUGUGAGAUUUUUUAAAAACACUCUGCCUACAGAAUACUAGCACUCAGGGAGACAGCUGAGCUAGAAUCCUCCUUGCCUGAUAUGCUAGCUUGUUCACUUGCGUGAAUUGUUCUUUCCCCCUCUUUGUGGGAAGGAAUGCAGUUAUAUCAUUCUCCACAUGCACUCUGAAAUGGCACAGCCUGCUGUUUCACCUCAGGAUUCCCUCACCUUAUUCUCUUGCGCAGGUGGACCAGGUAGCACAACAGAGCUUAAAUGGGCUGGUAGCCAUGGGCCACUCUAUACGCUUUUCUUGCUGCUGUACUUCUCUUAUUACUAAGCAGGCAAGAAGGAUAUUCUUCAACUUCCCGUCUUGAAGGAUUCCAUGUGGAUGGCGGACAGCUGUGGCAGAACCGUCUUUCCCAUAGGGCUUAGUGGUUCGUUGUGCCAGGGCGCUGGCCUCUCAGGGGUACCCAGUGAGUGGGGAAGCUGCGCGACUUUGCCAGCGGCCUCCCCUUUCCCUGCAUGCCCGCCAGCUGCGCCCCAUCAACCAUAUGGCUGGCGGGUGUGCAGCUUGCCUCCCAAGCCUCCGUGGGAGGAGAGCGAUCCCUGCAACGGCAUGGGGGAGAGUUGCACCCCACCAUGGCUGGCAGUGCACAGCUUCGCCUCCCCCCCACUAUCAGUGGUAAUUUGGGGGUGCUGGGUGGAUAUUUGCCCCCACCCCACCCCCGCCCCACAUCUGCUAAAGACGGCCCUGAGCUGUGGCUCCAAAGCAGAAGGUAAGAAUGGUCUAGGACUGGGAUUACUAAACUGUGAUCUUUGGAACAUCAGGCCAAAGCACUCAAGGAGUCUGAGGAGGGCAUGGCGUUGGGAGAGUCCCAGGGACCAAGCAGCGAGGCCUGGAUGGAUCCCUUCUACCCCUGGGCCUGAGGUUCCCCACCUCUGCUUUAAGAUCAAGGCUGCCAUCUUGGGUUAAUGUCUUAGGUGUACAUAAAGAAGGGGAGGCCAGAGUGCUUUAGUUCCAUUUGCUCACUAACUGUCUUGAGUCAUUCCAGGACAUUGUGUUUCUCUGGGGCUGCAAAAUUCUUCCCACCACAGAGAACAACCCUGCUCUUGUUUAUAAAGAUCACUUAAACCAAGACUUAAAGAGGAGAUGGAAUCAGGAGCCCCUGAUCUUGCCAGCGGUUGUUGACUCUCUCUGUCUCUCUCUCAACUUCCUUCAGCCUCUUGUUAUGCAUGCAAAUAAAUUGCAGGCUGGAGCAAUUUGGGUUCUUGCUACAUCAGGAUAACUGACAUAACCCUACAUUUUUGAGUUGGGGGAAUGGAUGUGCGGUUCUCCCCCUCCCCCUUCUCUUGGCGCUCUUUCUCCCAGUUGAAAGGUUGCCAAAGCAUGUGUGUCUCAUUAGCGUUUUCCUCUCUUAAGACAGAACUUACUUAACCUACUGCAUGAACUUGCUAAUAUUUCUGCCACAUACAAAACAGACGUUUGAGAGGCACGUCUUCAAAGAAAAAAAGAGGAAGACGUUCUGGUGAAUAGCUGCUUCUUGGAAUGCUUAGCAAUAUCCAGACACGUCUGCGAAGUGUGUCCCACCUGGAGAGUUAGCAUGCAGAUGGAAGCCAGUUGAUCUUUUUUCUGGAUGUUGCAGCUUAAGGAAAUGUAGCUCCAAAGAGCCUACUUUACCGUAUUUUUCUAGACCAGCUUUGGGACUGAUGUAAGUUGUAGUACCCGAUGUCUGGAGGGCAUCAGGCUCAGGAAUGCUGUUCUAGACUUCACUCUUCCAGCCCUUUUGUUUUAAAAUUUCCCCAUGACCAAGAUUCCAAAAUACUUUCCCUUAAUAUUCCAAACCUUAUUUGCCCUCUUCAAAGCAUUGACAAGCUGCCAAUCAGCAACCAGGUGCCUGCAACCCCACUUUGGCAUAUUUACCAGCCCCACCCACACCUGAAGUCAAGCUAUAUACAUUGAGAAACAAAGAGAUAUAGGAGUGAUCGUUUGUCUGGGAAUGGCAGUCUCCAUAAACACCCAUUGUUCCCAGGACUUUCUGCAAUCGGGCGGUGGUAGAUAAUAAUGCACUCUGCAGCUCCUUUGGAGCACUUUUGUCUGUGCUUGCUUUGUAUAGUCACAGUUGAGCCCUGGAAUUGCAGACAGGUGCUGGGGCUGACUCCUGGUGUGCCUGGGCUUAAGUUGAGCCCUAUCCCAGCUGUUAGCUCAGAAGUGGUUAGUUUUGAUAUCUUUUUGGCUUAUUGCCGAUUCUGAUUAUCUUUGGAAUGUUCUUAAAUACCUGUUUUUAGCUGUCUUCUAUUGAGAACUUGUUAUGUAUUUUUUGUAUACCACUUAGAGGUUUUAUUGCAAUCCAAUGGUAUAUAAAAAUGUUAAAAUAAAUAAAUCCCAGUAUUUGGCUUAUGGGGUGAAGUAGUUAACUAGCUUUUCUGAGCCACCAUGUAGUCCGCUAGUUCCAGUUGAUGAAUUUUGGGGCUUCUAGUCUUUUGUUUUGAUAGUAGAUUCAGUAAAGCCUGUAAUCUGCCCUUCAGGUGGUUAGGUCCCUGCCCUGGAAGCUUACAGGAGAUAUCAACAAGGGCAAAUACAAAUGCAGUUGCAGAAGUUGUCACCUUAAACAAAGAAAUGUAGUAAUUGAUUGGUGAGGUGAGCCAUUGUUUUGACAAAGGGUGGAUUUGCAGAUUGGAGAAAGUGUUAAAAAACUGCUUUGGCCCCAUAACAACCUGGUGAAGGAGGUUGUUCUUAUUGCCGUUUUAUAGGGGAUCGGGAGAGUGUCAGGGCUUGAGAAAUGCUUCAAGCUGAGUCUGUGACAUUGGUGGUAUUUGAACCUGGCACCCUCUGGCCUUUGCUGGCUGCCUCCCAGAGAUAAUGAGGGUAUUAGCCACCUAUUCCAAUGACUCCCUCUGCUUUCGGUGCCCUUGCCUUCCUUGCUGGGUUCACAGUUGAGGGACUUGGAAACGCUAGACACUAAUCAUCCCUGCACCCCUUGGAGGUCCAGGUCUUCUGUAUUCAUGUCCUUGCACCAAAGGGUUGAGUGGAAGAGGAACGAGGCGGAAAGGUUAAGUGGCUUUUGCGAAGCUGGUAGAAACUGUCAAAGCAGGGAUCGGAAGGAGGGGCUUCCAGCUCCUGGCUCGUUCCUGUCCAGCCCACACAGCCUCGCAUGCUUGCAAAGUGCUUUUCGAGCUGGCAGGGUGGGAUUGUGGGGGGUGCGUUGCUGAGCUGUUUGCAGCCUUGUAGAAGGUCACACGCUCAAAUGCUCUUUAUUCGUACAGCUUGCCACUUAAGACACGCCAGCUGCAUCAGGCCAAUGGCCCAUCUAGCGGCCAGCUAGAUCCCUGUGGGGAACCCACAACCUGGGCUUGAGCUUAGUGGCAUGUACCCCACCUGCAGUUCCCAGUAACUGGUAUUGGAGGGAAAGCAUAGCCAUCAUGGCUACUAGCUCAGCCACUUUGCUCCUGUCCUGGCUGGUCCUUUUUGCUGCUGCAGCACACUAAGGCAAGGGUUGGCUUAGCAUGUAGCCCAUCCUUAACUUGUGGUUGACCUCUCUCUUUGCAAACCACGAGCUGCACUCAAAAACUAUCCUUGGCUACAGGUCGUGUUUGGAGAGGCAAUGGCUUAAAAAGAACAGAGUUAAGGAAAAGCAUUCAGUUGUCAACUGGUUUUUAAUACUGCAUUCCAAGAAGUAUGCUGGAACUCACUUAUCUUUGAAACAUUCAGACAGCUAGGUUCAUCUUUGGUUGUGGAGAAAAUGGAAAUGGUGUUAAUCACACCAUCUGUACCCCCUUUCUUGGCCCAUUAGAAAAAUGACAACGAUCACCAUCACUUGAUGCGGUGCAAGCAAAGCACUGUCUUCUGCAGUGAGGCAGCAGGGUGCAAACAAAACGAUUCAUUAGUUUGAUGGCUUUGCCCUCAUCCUUUCAAUGCAUGUUUAAGCACUAAGGGACAAUUCUAGUUGGUAGUAAGUAACUGAGCAUGAAACAAGAAGGUAGAGAUUAUAUCUAGAAUGGGUUACACAAUUAUAUUAAAAAGGGAAAUGCUGUUUUAAAAACUUAGAGAAUUUUCUGCUGGUUCAAACUGAGCAUUACAAGCAAUAUGUUUUUUGUUGAUUUUUUGUGUGUUGGUAGCCAUACUGUAAUAAAAUAGAUCCUUAAUCAAUUCCUUCUUCGCCACAAGGCGCAACGGGUGGCCUGAUGGGACCAGCUGUUACUGUUUAUCAGGCUGACCUGCCUUGCAGGGUUGUUGAGAGAGCUGGGCUGUAUGGUUGAAAUAUGGUAAAUCUCAGUGGAACUGAGCAGUAAAUUGGAUUCUAUUAAUCUGAGUGGUUUGUUACGUUGCCGUGUUAACAUCUAAAUGUGUCUCCUGCUUGACCCAACAAUCGCGUGACCCCUGACCUGCCUCUCUGUGAAGCAUUCUGUCUGGAAAUGUAAUUUAGUAAGUGUGAACAUUAAUUUUGCAGACUGAUACUUAAAAACAACAAGUUAAUGUGCUUCUCUUUGUCGAUACCAGCUGUUCUCUCCACUAAGCUUUAACUGAAUGUACUGGUACGUAUUGAAACUCUGCCCUUGUGGGUAAAAGCUCUGCCUCCAUCUGUAGCAGGUGGGAUCCUUUUUCACCCCAAGGGCCACACUCCCUUCUGGGGCCACAUGCCAUUGGUGGGCGGGGCCAGAGGCAAAAGUGGGUGGAGCAAUAGUUGUCAACAUUACCUUUCUACAGUACUCUAGUUCCACUAUGACUUAUGGCCUUAGUUUAUCUGCUCAAUCUGCCCACACAGCUGCAUGACCUCACUGUAUUGUGUAGUGCAGGCAGAGCUUACUGGUGAAAGUGCACAAAGUCGUGUUUAUUACAUUAUGUAAUGCGUGUUCACUCUGUUAAAGUAACUCCAGGUUCAUGCUGUUUCUCUACCCUACCCCAUCCCAGAUCUGUCCACUUUGGCAGAGAAAGCUAUAAAAGGCAUAAAAACAAGACUUUGCAUACUGCAUUUGAACCCCCAAGCAGAAAAAUCUCAAUUCAGUAUCGGCUGCAGAAUUCCCCAUCUUGAGAAUCUUAUUUUUAAAAGGCAAGUUUAUAGCCAUUAUGGCUGCAGAAGAUGGAAUUUAAAGUGAGUACUGAAAGAAAUUUCUGUGUGGGCUUCUGUUCUUCCGAAUAAGUAGUAGGAGCAGAAUAAAUAAUGCACACUAAGCUGUAUGCAGAUGUGCAUGGCUUUUGCAUAAUCCACAAAGGCUGCAAAAUUCAACUUUGCAGAACUUGGAUUUUAUAUGUUUUCUGGACAGUGUGUGUACAGCCCUGCUUCUGAGGACAUUUCUGCGUGUCCACAUUUGACUCGUGAAGGACUAAUUUUGUAUUACAGCAUAAGCUUUUCUGGACUUGAAUCCAAAAGAAUUCAAAUCCAUUAAGUUUAAUCCUCCAUUGCAGAUACAGAUACAUAUGUUGUAAGCAGUGAGGCCAGAAAGAAAUGAAAUGUAAGAAGCACAGUGAGUCUUUACAGCAGCAGUGAUCAGUGAUGCAAGAGUUUGGCAAUCCUGAGUUGAUUAACAUCUACAGUGUGAAAGGAAGCCAUUGUCUCUAUUUAGACACAAAAGACGGGUAGAACACCUGUAAGCUGUAAGCAUAAUCAAGAGGCUGUUGCUAAGAGUAUAAUGGGAGGAAGUUGUUCCUAAGGGCACACAUUAGUUCAAAAUGAGGCAUGGUAAACUAAUUGCCCUUUAGUGCCACAUUAUGCUCACAAUCUGGCCAUUUUUAUACAUUAUGCAGAAGCAAAUCAGAGGUUCCCAGGAGGGAUGUAAGAAGGCAUUCUUCUCCAUUCCUCCCUGCAUUUGUUGCAUGCACCAUUGUUUCCCUUCCGCUGCGGUUAAACUUUAACCAAAAACUACAUUAUUCAUCUCAUUGUCCACUGUGGUGAAAUGAAAUUAAAUACACAAACUGCAUUGCCAUUAUGUUAACUUUACGCCAUUCAUUUCCACACACAGGAAAUGCGAUGCUAAUGUGGGGAAAACACAAUCAGUUAUGUAUCAUUUGUGGACCAAAAGCAGCAGCAACAGUGAAUACAAGUCAUAUUUGCUGGAUCGAUUUCUGUUCCAGACAUGGAACGAAUUAGCGAACAUCAGCAAUUUCUGUAAAACUUUCAAUAAAUUAUAAUUUUUUUAAAAGGCCGAAUAAAUGAUAAUAAAGAGAUAUUAGGUUGCAGUCCUAUACACCAGGUAUGUGGGGGGCUGGUAGCCCUCCAGAUGUUGCGGGACUAUGACUCCGUUAUCUGCUGGCCAUUCUGGCUGAUGUUGAUAAGACUCCCAACUCCCAUCUGGAGGGCUAUAGGUUCCCUUCUCCGACUAUACACUCUUUCCUCCUAAAUCCAGUUGAAGUCACACGACAGCUUCUGAGUGCAUUGAUUAGUGUUGGUGCACAUUUACAUAGAGGCCAAUGGGGAGACAACUACUGAAAACCUAAAGCAGAUCUGCUUGUUUGAAGCAGCUGGAAAAAAUCAGGCAAGCCCAGUAAGCUUGCCUGUUUUGUGUGAGGUAAGUCCAACCCCUCGCUGCAGUUUUAGUGUGCCACAUUAUUGCACGCAGUGCCUUCCUCCUGAGUCAUCCUGCAUAUUUCCCCCCUGACUAAUUCUGCUUUGCAAUUAGGUGGCAUAAUUAUGAGUCAUGUAGGAUUACCUUGCAGGGUGUGUUGAGCUUUAAGGGGCUGGUUGUUGCUUGCUCACUUUAAAACAGACGCCUUCUUAUUGUUCACAGGUGGGAAUUGGUCAUAGCAUAUUCUGCUCCUUCAAUAAAACACACACCUUGAUAUGGAAUCUGAUCGUAGAAGCUGCUCCUGUUAUUCAAAGCUUGAGAAUUUGGACAAAUGUAUCUUGGUCAAAGUUGCCUCUCUUAAGUCCUCCUCUCUGUUCUUAUGAAAUCACUCUUUUUGCCUGAGUUGUCAAGCAUUGUUGUUCACAACUCCUCAGUAGAAACGCAUUGAUAUGUGCUGGAAUGGCAAAAGGUCAAGGGUUCUGGGCAUUGCUGGGAUGCCAAAGUAAUUGUUUCUGGUGUGGGCUGGAAGUUCCUUGAUAAAAUUGUAAGAAAUGGGCUUGUUUUAUUUCUGAAAUUUUCUAAAAGCACGCUUUUGUGUAAAGCAUAGAUAAUAGCUGUCAACUUACAGAUUUGGAAAUAAGGGACCAGCAGCCUCAAAAAUAAGGGAUCAGCAGCCAGAAUAAGGGAUUUUCCGAACACAGGUAUGUGUCCAAGCCAAAGGCAGAAAAACCAGCCAGCAGCCAAACGAAGCCUCAAGCGGUGGUUCCCACAGCGCAGCAACCCAGCAAAGGGGAUGCAGCAAGGAAAACCACUGUCACCUCUUCGCUGGGAAGCACUGAGCAAAGGCGAGUCCCCAGGCAAUGCGGCUGAUUUGAUCGGCACAAGGCAUGCAAGCUCCACCCCCCAGUCGUUCUCAGACUCCUUAUUGGGUGAGCAACGCAGCCAAGCAACACAGUUGGCGCCUCCCUCCUCCCUGGCUGGCAGGGAAGGAGGGAGAGGAGCUGCUUCCUUUGAAACCCGGGAAAUUUAAGGGACAUCAUCAAUAAGGGACAGCAGCGGGACACAGCGCUGGGAUAAGGGACUUUCCCACCAAAUAAGGGACAGUUGACAGCUAUGGCAUGGAUCCCAGGGCAGUAUAAUUAAAAAUAAAGAAAUUGAACAGCAGUACAAUCAAAGCAGAAUUAAAUCUUAGGAAUACAGUGGUGCCUCGCAAGACGAAAAGAAUCCGUUCCGCGAGUCUCUUCGUCUUGCGGGUUUUUUCGUCUUGCGAAGCAAGCCCAUUAGCGGUUUAGCAGAUUGGUGCUACAGUAUUAGCGGCUUAGCAGGCUUAGUGGAUCAGCUGAUAAGCGGCUUAACGAUCAGCUGAUAAGCGGUUUAACGAUCAGCUGAUAAGCGGCUUAACGAUCAGCUGAUAAGCGGCUUAACGAUCAGCUGUUAAGCGGCUUAGCCAUCAGCUGUUAAGCGGCUUAGCCAUCAGCUGAUAAGCGGUUUAGCGGCUUGGUAAAAAGGGGGGGGGGAAGGAAAACCCCCCCGCAGGAACUCGCAAGACAUUUUCGUCUUGCGAAGCAAGCACAUAGGAAAUUCGUUUUGUGAAGCACCUCCAAAACGGAAAACCCUUUCGUCUAGCGGGUUUUCCGUCUUGCGAGGCAUUCGUCUUGCGGGGCACCACUGUAAUAUACCCAAAACUAUACAACCAGCUAAGACAAUACAGUAAAUACAUAAAACGCUGCCAACCCAGGAACGAAAAUAAGCAAGCUGUCCAAAACAGCGGGUUGGCAAUUCUUAAACAUGGCCAAAGUAUUAACAUUUAAGUAGCAAGGCUAUAUCUUAACUAGAGUUGAGCUGAAAAUUUAUGCAGUUUUUAAAAAAAAUCCCCUGGCCUUUCUCUAUCAAUGAAUGAGAAAAGAAAUGGAUAGUUUUUUUUAAUUCAAAGGGGAGAGAAAAUAUCGGUGAAAAUCUCAUGUCUUGGGCUGCAGGGCUUUCUUGACUUUUGAGGUUUUUGGCAGUGUCCUUUCCUUCACUUUGCAAAUCAUCUCACAUCUGGAGGGCUACCAGCUCCCAACAUACCUGGUGUACAGGAUUGCAACCUAACAUCUCUUUAUUAUUAUUUAUUCGGCCUUUCAUCUGCACUCUGCAACCAUUUUGGGUUCCUGCACUUCAGUUAAAGCCCAAGAGAAAGGUACCAUAACGUAACCCUGGGAGAGUAUACAUGCAGAACUGCAAAAAAUGCUAAAGAUCUCUUUCAAUAAAAAACCAGAGGCCUACCUCCUGGGAAUAACAGAUUUGGAUAUUCCACAAAAGAGGAAGGGUAUCUUUUUAUAUGCGACAGGCGGCAGCAAGAGUUUUGAUCGCAGCAAAAUGGAAGAGUAAUGAAAUCCCCUCUAUACAAGAUUGGAUCCAAAAGCUGACAGAAUAUGCUCGAAUUAGAUGCUUUAUCAGAAAAAAUAAAGAAUAAAUAAAAUCAGGAAUUUGUUUCUAGAUGGGAGGAUUUCAAAGAAAAUCUGAAAAUAUAUAUAGUAGUUUAACUUCUGUUGCAGCAUGUGAGGAACUUCAGUAAUAGUUGCUAGGUAGAUAGAAGAAAUUAGAUUUAUUGAGAAUAAGUUUAAUUAUGAAAAAAAUGUGUAUUGGCAAUAAGUAAUAUGAAUUUGAAAUAUGGAAUAGACGGGAAGUUGGGUCUUUAGUGUUAAGACCAAUAGAUGUUUUAUUGUUUGCCAAGAAAAUUAUGUGUCUAUGGUUAUUUUUGUAAUUUGUGUGUAAUUUGGUAUUUGUGUUAUUUUGUGUGUUGUUUUUUUCUUUUUGUAUAAAUAAAUAUUAAAAAAAAAAACGUAACCCAUGAUUAACUCCAUUGGGUUGGAUUACUGCAAUGCACUCUAUGUGGGACUUCCCUUGAGAGUGAGACCUCUCUGCAUAUUAUACCUGUGCCUGGAGAUCUGCUCUGGUUGCCCAUUUGCUCAGGUUCAAGGUGUUGGUGUAUGAAGCCCUUUACGGCUUGGGACUAGUUCACUUGCAGAACUGGCACUGUUAUACAUGCCACAUAAUGAAAUGAAUGUUUUAGUCCUGCAACACCUUCCCCUUGGAACUCCAUGCCUAUUGAUUUCAAGCACACACCUUCCUUAUCCUCUUCUCAGCCCCUGCUUAAAACAGUUCUGUUUUGGCAAGCCUAGACAGACAUGUAGAAGUUACAUGAGCUUUAUCUCUUUUUGGCUACUUUUGAAUGUUUUUUGAUACUUGUUUUUAACUCCCCCGCCCAAGAAUAUUAAUGUUUUAUUUCAUAUUUUUGUAAGCCACUUAGAAGCUUUCUUGCAAACAGGCAGUAUACAAAUUUUGUUAAAUGAAAUAGUAACUCCUCCCAUAGGGCUUUUUCACACAGGAAGUCUGAGCAGCUGGGGAGGCUGAAGGAAUGCUAGGGAAAUCUUUCUGAAGGAAAGGAAAACACAAACACUAUCUUUGACCACCUUGUGAUGAUGAUAAGAUGAGCUCCAAACCCUAAGCUGACCCUAAAUUUCUCAGUGCCCUGAGAACAAAAUGCUUUUCACAGUGUAAGAAAACGUUUGAGAAAUGGGGGGGGGAGAUUUUGCUAGUCCUUCUCCUCCUCUUUCCUUGUAUCUGGACCUUCCUUUUCAAAAUCAAUAGCUGCUUGUGUUUCGUUUUAGAUCCAGCCUUUUUCUUAUUGUGGGGGACGGGGGCGCUACCUGGCGCAGCUGCUGGAAACAGGAGAAACCGCAUACAGUUACCUUCUCAGUUUCCACUAGAAGGUUUGCAGGGAGAGUGUGUCCCCAAGGCCUUUCUGAGCAAACAAAAAAACCUCUUCUCCCUUUUGCUUGUUGGCAUCAAAUGAUAGCCUGAACUGGUGCCUAAUUUUAGCCUCUUGUCUCCUGCUUGGGUCUCGUUUUGCGAUAUCCUUCCUGCAGUUUUUUUAGAAUGGAGCUUUGCUUACUGCAGUUCAUUGUGGCUGGGCUAGAGCUCAGUGGAGAUAAAUCUGUAUUGUGUAGACUUCCUGUCAGGGGGGUGGGGGUGGUUCAUGUGUUUGGAGGAAUUUCCUGGUACUUUUGAGCAGGGAAGCGAAGGAAUUUUGGGGGGAAAUUUCAUGUGAACUUGAGUCUCGCCCAUUGUCCCUUACUUUUUGACAGGGAUGGAGCUCAGGCCAGAAUUAUUAUUUAUUACUGUUUUAGACUGCCAACCCAAUAUCUCUGGUGACAAAUAGCUUACAAACAACCACCAAAUUCCUUUAAAAUAUGGUUUUAGUUGCAAACGUUCAUUAUUUGGGGCUGUACAGGGUUUUCCUCAGCUUUGUAUUUUAUGUUAUUGAAUUAUGUUCUACUCUCUUUCAGUGCUUGGUAUUAGUGUUUAUUUUAUUGAUUUGUUUUUUGGCUACUCCUUCUUCUUCUACAUAUUAUUUUAGACUGUCUCCUGUAACCCACUUAGAGGUCUUUUUGUUCUAGUAAGAGUCAUGGCUUCCUGCAAAGAAUCCUGGGAGCUGCAGUUGUUCAUGUGCUGAAGACUCCUCUUCCCCUCAGAGAGCUGCAAAUGUCAGAGUGAUAUAAAAAUCAAUCCUCUUCCCAGGGGAACUCUAGGAAUUGUAGCUCAGGGGAAGGGUUGUCUGCUAGCAAACAGAACUACAUUUCCCAGGAUUCUUUGGGGGAAGCCAUGGCUGUUUAAUAUUAUACUGUAUUGCUUUAAAUGCAUGGUGCAGAGGGCUCCCCUGCCAACAAUCUCCCUCACUCCCCCUCCUGCCCAGUGCUUUAGUAGUGCAUACCUAUGCACGGUGACAGCAAGCACGUAGACAGGAUCAGAAGGAAGAGCUUGUAAAAAAUAAAUUGCUGGCUGUGCAUCCUUCUAGCCUUGGCAACUAGCCAAGAGGGUAGUUCUUCUGGCUGGGUGACAUCACUAGACACUACACAGGCCUUGAGGUUGUGAAAAGCUAAUGAAGAGGAGAGCCUGCUUAAGCCUGUGCACAGAUGGUUUGUCUUUCUGAUAACUGGUUUGGAAGAGGGCAGGGGAUUUGAGGCUGCUCAGUUAUUGUGGGAGAGGGUAGAAGCAAGUGCACAGAUCAUGCUGUGCAGCAGGUCGUUCCUGCCCUGUGAAAUGUGAGAGUUCCUCUUGAGCUUUGUAUCCCGUGCUUGACUGGGUAGGCUCAGGCUUGGGGUUAUAGUUUCUGCUUUCUAGUUGGUACAGGCAACUCCCCAUUUACGUGGAGGUUACGUUCCGAGGCACAACGUGUUUAAGUGAAAUCGCAUAUAUCCGGAACAUUGUUGAAAAAGCCUGCAAACACCACAAUCACUCCCUCCAAACCUCCUUGCUCAAACUCCAACUCUCCACAGGCCUCAAAGGUCGGUGCAAGAGCUGCUGGGAUUGCACUUGCAAAGGCUCGUGGGAUUGCCUGACACUGUUUUCAUGCCAUUUUUGCUGUUUUGCACUCUUUGGGGUCUGUUUUUGCUCCUUUUGUGCCACUUCCAGGUUUGCGGUGAUGCACAUGUUCGCGGUCAUGCAUGCCUUGAAUGUGCACAAAUGGAAAGUUGCCUGUAUGUGGCUCUGAAGACUGUGCUCUAAACCAGCUUCAGAGCAGGGUUGGGAAAACUUCCCCACCCCAUCGCCAGCCCCAGGGCGGCUUUUCCUCUUGAGUGACUUUCUGGAGGCUGCAUACCAGCAAAUGGGUGGGCCAAAGCAAAAAUAUGGUCUGAGGCCUGAGCAGCAAGUAGAUAGAUGCAGAAUUAUACUUGCUGGUGUCUUUAGUGUUGCUACCCCAUGUGGUGAAUCACUGAACUUUCAGGUGGAAGCUUUCUUAUUGGAGAACCUUCCCAGCAGCCUCUGCCCAUUGAGUCACAGGAUUGUAGAGUUGGAAAGGACCAUGAGGCUCAUCUAGUCCUAUCCCCAAUCUCUAAGGGGUCUCUGUAGUAUAGUGUAUUUUAAAAUGGGGUUUUAGAGUUUUUAGGGGUUUUUGAAUGUUUUAUGUAGUUUUUAUGUAGUUUUAUGUAGUUUUUCAAUUUCAUUGUUCUGCAAGGGACAAUGACAAUAAAGAUAUCGUAAUCAUAAUCCCCAGCUGGCCAUUGGUUCUUCCUGAGCAGGAAGGAGUAUAAAGGCCUUCCUUUUCCAGCUGUGUUUGCUGGAGCAACAAAGUCAUCUUGAGCUGGGAACUGUAGUUUGCUAAGGGUGCUGAGAGUUGUUAGUCCCAUAAUUCUCUGGAAAGAGGGAUUGGCUGUUAAACCACCCUGGGAAUUGUAGGGGGGAAGGGGGGAGGAAUUGUGUACCGUAUUUUUCGCUCUGUAAGACGCACAUUUCCCCCUCCAAAAAUUAAAGGGAAAUGUGUGUGCGACUUAUGGGGCGAAUGCAGGCUCCUUGGCUUCAGUGAUAGCAACGCGAAGCUUCUAGAGUGCAGUGGUAGUUCCUGCUGCGCUCCGGAGGCUUCGGGUUGCCUUCACUGGAAGGCGAAGGCAAUUUGGGAGAGGGAGAGUUGCGCAGCGCCCCUUCAGCGAAGCGGGAGAAGAAUUGGAAGGGGCUCCGUUUCUCCUGCCGCUUCUCUGAAGGGGCACUGCGCAAAGAGGGAGAGAAUUUUUUUUUCUUGUUCUCCCCCUCUAAAACAAGGUGCGUCCUAUGGUCGGGUGCGUCCUAUAGAGCAAAAAAUACGGUAGUUUUAUUCACUGCUGGGCAGUUAUCACUGGUUACUAGUCAUGAUGGCUGUAUAUGACCUCCAGUAUCAGAUGGAGGCCGUAUGCCUCUGAAAAGCAGCUGCUGAGAGAUCAGGAGUGGGAGAGUGCCAUUUCUCUCAUGUCCUACUUAUGGGCUUCCUGUAGGCAUCUGCUUGGCCACUGUGAGAACAGGAUGCUGCACUAGAUGGGGCCAUUGGCAUGAUCUCAUAGGGCUCUUGUUGUUUUAUCUUCUGGGACAAUUCCUGCCUACCCCUGCCAACUUCAAAGGUGGGAGGAAGACCAGUUGCCUAUCACAUUUGCCAGAGCACAGUAAAACCCUUGAAGCCUGAAUGCAGCUAUACUCUCUCUCCUUUCACCACCACACUCCUCAAGGCGCCCUGCCUCAAGCCGCUGUUCUUGAUGAGCCAUUAUGGGCUGUGAAGUGAGAGGCUGGCCGGCUGAGCCAUCCAGUGCAAUCCAGCAGGAUGUUCCAGUAAUUUUGUUGCUCAGCUCUUGUGCACUGAUGGAAGCUUGCUCAGAAAAAAAUACCUGCCGAUUGUGCCCCAUGUUAAUUAGUACAAAUGAGACAGCUGUUAGUUCCUUUUCGGGGGAGGGGGGGUCAAUCUAUAAUGAAGCAUAACACCUUCACAUUUCUUGGGCCAGCCGUGCAUAUUAUCCUUAGGAAUAGUUGUUCCAACUAGCAUAUAUUGAGGAAGUCUGUUGCUCUUUCAUUCCCAUGCUAUAACUUUGGCCAGCACUGAGGAGCCUUAUGAGUGCAGGAGUUAACAGAAUGCAUCCCCAGCCUUUGCAUGAACCAUUGAUGACUCACAGGGCAGUUUUCAAAAAAGAAAUUAUACAAAACCUCUGGGUUUUUAUUCUAUAUUUCCAGCAGCGCAAAACCAAUUAAGGGGUUGUUUUUCCUUCCUCCACAAGCCUUUUAACAGAAGGGGUUGAUAAGCAUCCCCACUUGUUUGAAAAAUGCAACACAGAACUAGAAGUUUUAAUUAUUAUUUUUUAUAAAUUUAUUUAUUUUUUUAUCCCACCUGCCCUGAGUGCAACCAGUUGUUAUGAAACUCGAAACAUCAAGUCAAGUGUCCCAGGUUGAAGGGGGGGGAGGGCAGUUGGGGCAUAUCCCUUCUAUCCAAUCGUUUAAUGUUUCGUACCAGGUACCCUUAAACAAUAAACCUUCUUAAUUCCACAGAGCUCCCGGAAAACUGGACCGACACCAGAGAAACCUUAUUGGAGGGCAUGCUCUUCAACCUGAAGUACCUGGGCAUGACACUCGUCGAACAACCCAAAGGUGAAGAGCUAUCCGCUGCUGCUGUCAAAAGAAUUGUAGCCACGGUGAGCUUCCCUUUACUUCAUACCCUCACACCCCCAAAUGUCCUCCGUUAUGCCUAGGCUAGAAGGGUAGCAGCCAUAGCAGUAUAUGUGCAGCUUCCAUAGCUCUGUCCUGUUGAAUCCAGAGCAGUGCUUGAAAGCUGAGUUUUUGGCUCUAUCUCCCAUUCAAACUUCAGAUAGGUUUGAAAGUUUACUGGGAAUGUGGAUGACUUGUGCUUUUGUUUUUGUAAUUCUUUGGAGGAUCUCAGAUGGGGGCUCUGUUUCUGUGGUCAAGUGAAGGGUGUUAGCAGGUUUGGAAAACCCCACAAAUUCACAGACGUACAAAACAUAUUUUAAGGAAAUUUUUGAACUAGGGGUGCAGAGGGGGAACCCCAAACAAGUGCUCAGUGGGCAUGGAAUUCUGGUUAGAUGCUGGGAGGGGUGGAAAAAUGAGGCGGGAGGGAAAUAGGAUGGAGUGACUAGACGUCUGAACAGCAGCACUUCACACUGCAACUUUCUGCUACAGAUCCUACAUGUUAACACUUCAAUUCGGCCUAUAGCCAUGCACUCUAAACUUAUGUUCAAGAACAGUAGGGAAACUCGUUCAAGUGACAUUAAAAACCAUUAAAAUUCAGUUCAUAAAACAGAAAGCAGUUCAUAAAAUGCAUAAAAUGCUUUGCAAUUAUAGGAAAUUAGCCAACAUAAAAGUGGCCUGAUUUAUAGCAAGUUACUAAAAACUUGCUUGAAUAAAGGAGGCUUUGCAUAUCUUGCUAAAAAUCUGUAGAGUUAUACUUGGGCGGGUUUCUUGUGGCAGUGGAUUGGGGUGGUAGCUAGCAAAGAUCCUGAUGUUUGUCCCCAUCAAAUGAAGAAAGAGGAAGAAUAUCUUAAGCAGGGGCCCAUCUGAUGACCUCAAUCCAUAGGAGGGCUCCCAUGGGGUGUGGAGGUGUUUCAUGGGGCCAAAUAAACCGCCACAUGAUAUGUUUGAAUUUUAUUGUUUUGUAUGCUUCAUUCAAUUUGUUUUCCUUGAAUUAGAAUUAGUAUGAAUCAUGACAUCAUGAAGCCUCAUUUAACCUCUGCAGUUUUCAAAAUUCGCAAAAGGGUUUCUAGGCCGCGGAUGAACCUGCGGCUCCCUGGGUAUUUUUGUUGGUCUCCAGUUCCCACCAACCCCAGCAAACAUGGUCAGUGGUUGGGAAGUUGACGUCCAACAAAAUUGGGAGGGCCACAGGCCCCUCAUGCUCCUGUUCUAGGCCAUAUGAAAGGCUACCUCUCAUGUGUUACCUGCUCCUGCAGCUCAGCUAUGUGCUGCGACUUGCAUAUAUUCUCCUGGUGAAUAGGAGGAGAAAAGCUCAUUGUUUGCAAAACCAAACCCCCUGGUUUGUAAACCGGAGUGUUUUCAUAUUAGAGAAAGAAAUAAGAAUAUUGCUGAAGAAAUGAGAACCUGCAGCCAAAUGUUUCAUUGCGGAGCGUCCCUGUUCAGUGCCUUCCUGCACGAUACUCUGUUCUGUUCCUCUUCUUACCAGGUAAGUUGAUUUAUCUCCACCAGACCCAUGAAACAUGUUGAAUGUUUUCUUUCUCAAGGCAAAAGCAAGUGGCAGAAAGCUCCGGAAAGUAACUCUAAAAGUGUCUCCCAGAGGGAUAAUCCUCAGUGACAGUGUAACAAACGAAGCAAUCGAAAACAUCUCAAUAUACAGGUACGUUCCAAUUGUAGUUUUUGAAGACACAGAGUAAGUAUUUAAGGCACGGUGGUAAAACUGUGAUACUGGCAGAUGCAAGGAGCAUGGCUUUCUCAGUGGUGGCCCCACACCUCUCAGAUUCCCUUGCCAGGUUAAUAGAUACAUUCUCUGUGAAGUGUGUUUAUCCACCACUUUACACACAUCCCUCCAAAAGAUACUCUAGACUGUGUACUGAGUGGGGCCAUUGCUAUACAAGUUGAGACCCCCUUUUUGAACUCCCCUGAACUUGCCCCUCUCCCCACUUUCCUUAGGCUUCACCAGUCUCCUUUUAUAAUAGGUGCACCGCUUGGACUUCUCAUUCUAUCCACUCCUGUGCUUCUCUCAGCUUUCCUCUUUCUGAUUCCUCACCAGGCCCAUGCUUCCCGCUCAGUGUUUCUGCUUUAUCUCUGCACGCUGAGAGGAGAGGCAUGACCUCCAGACUGACCUGAUUUAUUGCUGGUGGGUCUUCCUGCAAAGACUUACACAGGCACAGCAGCCUCCUCCUCACAGCCUCAUUGUUAUGCGCAAAUGCAGCCAUACAGUCCCGCAGCACCUUAAAGACUAACUCAUACGCUGUGGAAAAGAGCCGCACUUCAUCAGAUGCGUUACCCCCAGUUGAAAGGUGUGUGUAUGUUUAUAGGCAGCCAUUUAUAGGGAUGUUUUUAAUGUUUGAUGUUUCACUGUGGUUUUAUCAUUUUGCCUCUGCAUAAUGAUCAUAGAAUUGUAGAGUUGUAAGGGAUCCUGAGGAUCAUCUAGUCCAGCCCCCUGCAAUACAGGAAUAUGCAACUGCUACAAUACAGGGAUUGAACCUGCAACCUUGGCAUUAUCAGCACUGUGCUUUAACCAGCUGAGCUAUCCUUCUAAUUUGUUGGAAGCUGCCCAGAGUGGCUGGGGCAACCCAGUCAGAUGGGCAGCAUAUAAAUUUAUUUAUUUAUUUAGGCUGCAAAGGUAGUGGGGGUAAAGAAGUAAAGAGUGGGUUCAGAUAGCAUGAAAUGCAAAAAUUACGAUUUGUGAUAAUUCAAUUGAAACUUAAACGUACGCUGAUAAACAUUGCAGCCGUUCCCAACAGCACUUAUUUGGUGAUGACUCAGGCAUCUUAGCUUUGCUGAGCUAAUUAGCGCCUGCAGCGGGACAGGAAGCCAUCGCUGUGAUCAUCCCCAAAUGAAUAGAAUCAAAUGUCUUGAUAAGUUCUCAUUCUGCAGCUUCAUGCUGUAGCCUCCUUUUGAAAUCCCCUUUGCAGGAGAAUUGAAACCAGUGGUGGCUGGUAGGCAGAAGGCAGAAAGGUCAACAGUUGGUGGAGCCAAAGCCAAGGAGAGUCAGAGCCAAAUAAUUCUUGUUUGCUCCCCAUCCUCCUCUCUGCUGAGUUCUAUAAUGGCAACGCUGAGAGUAAGGAGGAGGAAGCUGACAGCCAGGGCCACCCUGGGACUGGAUUUAAGUAAGAAAGCAGGUGGGAGCUGUCAGAGGCCUUCAGCAGUUUCCGGGAAGCUUGGUCAUUAGUUGAAAGUAGUUCUGGGUGACGUCUGUGGCCUUCUUCUUCAUAGCCUCUUGCGUACACUGUGGAAAAAAUCAUUAAUUUCAGAGGCUACCAGGAGUGGUAUUUUACUCCUAAAGAUGAAUAAAGUUUGUAGGUGUCACUUAGGAGGGCCCCUCUGGAACCCGUUUUCCCAAAAACACACUAAUUUUUUGCUUGCUGAAUGGAUUUCAGAGUCUCUGCUGCUGUUACAAAAACCAGCAUUUAACAGCUUAAAAAAACCAAUUACAGGGAAAGAGGGAAAACAUAAGUGCCUCUUAUAAAAACAAAGCACUGUGAAGCUCCAUGUAGGACAAAUGUAGGCCACACCGGAGCACAACAAGACACUUAAUGCAAUGUAAAUUAAUUUUGAAUGUAUUUUAAACCCUGGAAAACUCAACUGGUAGAUCAGGCACUGCUUUCCUCAAGAGGAACAGCCCCUUGCUCAUGACAAAGGUAUGCUUGGUACAGCUUUGUGCUAUGGGACAGCCAUUUGAGGGUAUUACAAUUUUGGGGCCAACGUCUCUAGUAUUUUUAUGAUUAAUUUAUCACUCUUGCACCAUCAAUAUGCACGGUGCAUUGCGGAAUACAAGAAAACAUAGGAAGCUGGUUCGCUCACAAUGCCAGGCCGUAGUUUUUCAACAAACCACAAGUUGUUACACAUAUGACUAAACCAAACCAUGGUUUUUUUCUUCACAAUCCUGUCGGAUAUGGACAUCGUUCUGCACAAUGGUCAGCAAGGCCAGUUUCUCUGUCAUGCUGCUUAUCUAUGAAUGCCCUUCCAAGAAUAGGUGAAAUACCCACAGUUGUUUUUGUAAGACAACCUUCUUCAACCUCCUACCUAUGAGAGGUGUUUUGGACUUCAUUGCCAUUACCCCUGCCAGUGGCUAGGUUUCUGGGUGAUGGUGUCCAACAAAAUCUGGAGGGCACCAGAUUGGGGAAUGCUGUUAGAAAGACAUCCCUCAGGCACCAGCCGUUAUUGGCUUGUAGAGUUCAAAGCUGUUUUUCACCCAGUCAAAGGGAGCGUCAUCCUGCCAAAAGGGAUGUUCCUCAGCUCAUGGGCUGAGUGCCUGCCGUCAUGCUGCUUUAAUGAUGCUUGAACCUGUGAGAGUUUGAGGAUGAUCUUCGCAGGCAGCGUUUUCUCAACACCUUUCCAUCAGUUUCUCUUUAUCAUUUGUAGCCAAGGACCACAGAGAGUUGAGGGACAGCGCUGGGCUUUGGAGGAAGUGUCAAAACGCAUUUGCAGUCCCAAGAUGUGUAAGCUGAACUAGUCUCUUCAUCGAGUGGACAGCUCGCUUCUGAGUUGUCCUGAAACUUAAGUGCGCUCUGACACAGUGCUGCUGAAUAAAUAAAUGACCGACUAUAUACCCCCAGGGCAAGAUUUAUCCUCUCCUCCUGAGAAAGGUCAUCAGAUCUUCAUCAGGCUUGGUGGGGGGGGGGGGGAGAUAAUUCAAGAUGCACUGACUAUGCUGCUUUGAACUGCUGCUCCCUGCAAGCGAUGAGUGAUUUUCUGCUUCAAGUCAUGUUCUUCUGUUACAAAACGUGGGGUGAAUGCAUGUGCGGUCCUUCGGGCAUUUCAACCUGGCAUCUCCCCAGGUCACACACCCUCCCGAGCCUCAUUCCUCACUAGGCCUGAUUUGAGUCCUCCUCGUGCAUUUUUGGCACACUCAUUGCUAUGCCCUCUUUUGCCUCUAGCCCUCUCCUGAGGUUCAAGAACAUAGAAAGCUGCCUUCUACUGAGUCAAACCCUUGGCCAUUUAGCUCAGUACAGUCGUGCCUUGGAUCUCAAAAUGCCUUGGCUCCUGAAGAUUCAAAACCUGGAAGUAAGUGUUCCGAUUUUUGAACGAUUUUUCAGAAGCCGAAUGUCAGGCGUGGCUUCCGAUUGGCUGCAGGAGUUUCCCGCAGCCAAUCAGAAGCUGUGCUUUGGUUUCCGAAUGUUUUGGAAAUUGAACGGACUUCCGGAACAGAUUCAGUUAGACUUCCAAGGUACGACUGUAUUGCCUAUGUUGACAGGCAGUGGCUUUCCAGGGUUUCAGGCAAGGUUUUCUCACAACCACACCUGGAGAUUCCAGGGAUUGAACCUGGGACCUUUGCAUGUAAAGCAGAUGCUCCACCAAGGCUAUGGCCCUUCCCAACUAAGAGCUUAGGGCUGAUGGGAAUUGUAGUUGAAAACAUCAGUAAGACACCAGGUUGGUGGAGGCUGGUCUGUCCUUAGUAGCAGUGGCUCUGCAGGAUUUCAGACAAGGGACUUUCCCAGCCCUUCCUGGAGAUACCAGAAAUUCCACAUGGGGUCUUUCUACCAUUGAGCUACAGCUCUUCCCCAACUCAGAAGGGAGCUCUCCACUUGGAUUAUAAAUGUGUUUGAAGCUUUCCUUCCUACCAACCCCAGCCUUGUUCCCCAACUGUCUGUGGUCCUUGGCUACAAGCAAGAAUAGCAAUUGGUAGAAAUGUGCUGAGAAGCCUGUUGAAGACCUGGUAGCCUUUCUUGGGCAGGGAGAAUGAAGCCUACAUCUUGCCCUGGGGAUUUAUAGCCGGCCAUUUUUAAAUACAAAGUGGCCCAUUUUUAGGCUUUUGUAUAAUCAGGACAUUGAUGGGUGGGGGAGGGACAAUAGCUGCUAAGGAGUAGUUGGCUGCUCCAGGCACCUGGCAUGCACAUCACUCACUCCCAUAUUGGUGGGCAGAUAGGGUGGCUCCUCCUGGCGUGAUGCCCAUGCUGGCCUUCAGCUUCUCUAACAGAAUGGGGUGGGCACAUUGCAGAAGAGCAAGAGUUGGCAGGAUUUCCUGAGCUCAAAGUACUCUUCCCCACCCCCGCACACUCUCCUGUUUUAAAAAUGGAAGCACUCCUUAGAAAGCAGAGCUUUUGGGAAGAUGGAUGGGUAUUUGUUUUUCUGCAUUUCCCUAGCGUUAUAAGAUCUCAGCCUGGAAAAUUGCAUUCUCUCUGCUUUGAUCUGAUAAGCAAACUCUAUGAAUCUGUGCAUGGUGUGUGCCUGAAACUUUCAUUUGUUUCUCUUAUUUGUAAAGCAAAGCCUCACAAUAUAAGUGCUGUGCUGUUUGGUGCAAAGCACAGAGGUUUAUAUUAGAAUUCAGCAUCCUAUCAGCUUCUGUUUUGUUUUUUUUAAAGUUUCUAGGCCUUAUGGUGAAAAUAUUAGCUGCGAAGUAAGUGGCCAGGGACUGAUCAUCUCAGAAACUACUGUGGGGAGGCUGAGUUGGAUUUCCAGUACUGUGGGUGCUGCCUGGGAUAGCUCAGUUGGUGGAGCAUGAGACUCUUAAUCUCAAGGUCGGGAGUUUCUCUUGACUACAGGGAAACACUGGGCACAGCUGAGAGAGAUUAACCCCAAAAAUGUUGUGGGUCCCCUAUUGUCGGUGCCCCUGGCCAGGGGCUGCUCAGUCAGGGCUUCAACCCUGUAAGGAGGCAAGAUAAUCCAGGAGUCCCAUUGGGAAGCAGGGCACCUCUUCUAAUGUUCCUGGCUUCUCCCUCUCACUUCAUACGCUGUUCCUUCAAAGAACCUGGUUCUAAACCAUGUAGAGCAGGUAUGCCUUUAGCCACAUUUCAUGUGGGUGCCAAGGAGGCAGAAAUGGCGAGAAAGUGGGUGACAGAGACAAGAUGUUGGCAGAAAUAGGGAGAAAGGGGGAUGGCCCCAGCCUCUUUGGUUUUCAGCCCCACCUCCUGCUGGUGUGUGGCCCCUGACAGAUUACCUCUGAGGGAAUGUAACCCCAGACAGAAAAAGGUUUGCUCUCCCCUGGUGUAGGGCUUUAAAGGCUAUUAGCAGCUCUUUAAAUUAGGCCCAGAAGCGACUGGUACACAAAAGGUGCUCUGAGCACCUGGCCCCUACAAACAGCUUCGAUCUGUGCUAGGAUGUCUUCAGAAUCUCACACCCCCCGCCCCCGCUUACAUCUCUACAUUUGAAGGCCUGCUUCAAGGCCCCUUGCCAUCUAAAGUGUGCCAGCUGGGACCUUUUGGUUGUGCACCCAAUGUUUUGGAAUGCCCUCUCUGAAGGGGAGGUAUCAACCUGCCUCGAUUGCUGCCUGCAUUCUGACAGGCAGUGAAAACCCUUGACCUUUUCUGAAAAGCACCGGCAGAUUGAUAUAUACAGCUGCCCAUACUGCUGUGCUUUGCUACUGAGAGUUUGGUUUGGUUGGUUUCACUGUUUAAUUACGUGUGUGUGUUUUCCCCUCCCCCCCCCCAUUGUUUUAUUUCUCUGUUGUGUAUUUUACACUGUAUUAAACAGUAUUGCUAAUUUCUCCUGUGGGGACUUUUUUGACAGAGGGUAAGGUAGAAACAAUCUUAAUAAAAUUAUUAUUUAGUGUUUUUACCUCACCUUCCUUAUCAGUCAAUCAAAGCUAUUUGAGAGUAAAAACACAACCAGGCAUGAAAAUCAAUGCCGUCGGAAAACAAUGCAAAGCCAUAGGGUUGUCUCCAGUGCUAGUCCUACUCAGAGGAGACCCAUUUAAAUUAAUAGACAUGACUACUGUAGGUUCCUUAAUUUUAAUGAGUCUGCUUAAGCAGAACUUAGUUUGGUACAAGAGCACUCUUGUCUCUUGGGGUUUGUUGCAAUUCAUUCUACAGUUUUAAGACACCUGCUGUAGACAGACAGAUAUGCAAAUAUAUCCAUUGUGGGAUAUAAGUGUAGUAAGGCAGUAAAUAUGAACAAGUUACACGUUUAUAUAUAGCUUUUAAAUUUUGCUGGUCUUAUAGAUUUCAAUUGUUCUGUGUAUACUACUUAAUGAUUUUUUUGACCGAUGGCUUUAUAAAUUCUUAUAAACAAAUAAAAAUAAUUGAUAGUCCGUAUUUACCAUGUGACAGGUCUGAAACCUUUCUGUGAAAUGUUUAUUUAUAAAAUGUGGCAUGUUCAGGCUCAUAAGUCCACAAAAGAGAAUUAGGGCUCUUCCUCUUCAGCAGCCUAGCUCUUGGUUUCUAACAAGAAAAGUUUUCCUCCCUUUCCCAUGAUACAAUAACUUGGGCCCAUCCACCAAAGUUGAAAGAUUCCUGAGAGACAAAAGAAAGACACUUCUUCACACAGCACAUAGGCCACAUUUAUGCCAUACAUUUAAAACUCUCACUGAUUGGCAGGCGGGUGUGGUUAGGGGAAAAGGUCCCCUGCCCCUGCUUUAUCCCAUCCUUCACCAACCUGGUGCCCCCCCCCAAAUACCUCAUACUGCAACUCCCAUCAGCCUCAGUCACUUUGGAGACACUUGUGUAAGACCCCUUGCAUGUGUGGUUUGCCAAAUUUUACAGAGCUAGAACUUGUGGUGUUGGAGGAAGGGGGGCUUGGGUGUAGAGUGCAUUCCCCCCCCUUUAAAAAAAUAAUGUGUAUUUAAUGUCUUGUUUUGCCAAUGUUCACAGGAUAUCCUACUGCACAGCAGACAAAGUGCAUGACAAGGUGUUUGCCUAUAUUGCACAGAGCCAGCACAAUGAGAACCUGGAGUGCCACGCUUUCCUCUGCACCAAACGGAAAAUGGUCAGUAUUGUGUUUUAAUAGCUGGUUGAGCAAUGCACGCAUUUCUUUGCGGUGAGGUGUCAAGGGUGGGGUGAUGAAAGCACCUCUUGCAGGCGCAGCUUGGACAAGGGUGCAAAAGGAACACCAAAGAUAAUGUAAUUUGAACCCUGGUCUCCCAGGUCCUAGCCUGACACCCUAACCAUUGUGCCGCACUGGCUUCUUCAGUGGGUGGGGCGUUUUAAUCCCACCUUUUAAAAAUACAAAUGUGUUUUAGAUCCUUCUGUGCUGGCUUUAAGGUAUAUUAGUUAUUUGUUGUUGUAAAUCGCUUUUAAGUUACAUCAGUAAACAAAAGCAACUAAUAAGUUCAAUAAAUAAUAAUAGUACCUAUCAACACCCCUUUUUGCAGUUGGCACUUAAUUUCUGUUGCAGAGCCUAGGUGGAGAAAAAGCAUUAAAAAUGAACCCUCAAUGUGGGAGUGUUUAAAGAGGAGAACUGGUGGAUAGUGGAAGGGUUUGCCCAACCCCAGGUGCUUUGAACUACAACUCCCAACUGCUGUGCCGGCUGGGGCUGAUGGGAGUUGUAGUCCGAAGUAUCAAGGGGGCACCUGGUUGACAAAGGCUGGGUUAAGCAGGUGCCUCCCAGUCUCUGAUGCUUCCCUAAAAAAUUGCCACACCAAAAUCCUCUUAAUGACAACUUCAGUCUUCAGUGUCAUUUCUUAAAUGACCUUGUAAACUUUUGAUGCAGAAAGAACAACAAAGUUCUUCUCUCUCUCCCCAUGCACAAAAAUAUGUGACAUUAUAGAAAUAUGGGGAGAGGGUGCAGAGACCUUGAUUGUAUGUCUUAGUUUCCCCAUCUCUGUCAUAUAAUUAGUCUAUAUUUUUAGCAGCUGGGCAAUUCUCACCCGUAUCUGGGUCUAUUAAACUUGAUUUGAAUGUGACAGCCGAAAUUGUAAACAGCUGUGAGGAGCUUCAUACUUAAUUACCAUAUUUAAGGAGCGGGUUUUUGUUUUUGUUGUUUGUUCUUCUUUACCCAUCAUAAGAAGAAGAAGAAAAAAUGUUUUCCUCUUCCACCAAAGAUAUAAAUGGUUCAGUCUUUCAAAUGAGAUUUGGCACAGAUACAAGUUUUGUCCAUCUCCUAACUUGCUGCUCCCCUGUGGCAAGUAAAACUUGCCUGCAGGCCACCCUGCCGUAAAAUUUGUAAAUUGGGAAGGGAGGUGGUAAUUCCAAGCUGUUGGUGAGUCCUGGGUCAGGACCAAACAUACAUGCAUAUACUGGUUGCCAUUUUGUUUCUGGGUCCAGUUCAGGGCCUUCACAUUAGUGUUUAAAGCCCUCAGUGACUUUAAGUCCCAAGCGGGUGGCGCUGUGGGUUAAACCACAGAGCCUAGGGCUUGCCAAUCAGAAGGUUGGCAGUUCAAAUCCCCGCAACAAGGUGAGCUCCCAUUGUUCGGUCCCUGCUCCUGCCAACCUAGCAGUUCAAAAGCACGUCAAAAUGCAAGUAGAUAAAUAGGUAUUGCUCCGGUGGGAAGGUAAACGGUGUUUCCGUGCGCUGCUCUGGUUCGCCAGAAGCGGCUUAGUCAUGCUGGCCACAUGACCCGGAAGCUGUACGCCGGCUCCCUUGGCCAAUAAAGCGAGAUGAGCACCGCAACCCCAGAGUCGUCUGCGACUGGACCUAACGGUCAGGGGCCAUAGCAGGGCUUUACCUUUACCUUUAUCUGUCUGCUUGCACAGACCCUCUGCUGGUUCCUCUCCCCAUUCCCACCCCACUCUGCAAGUUGAAGAGUGAUUCUCUGGAGCCCCCUGUACUGGGGAUGGGCCUUUUCUGUCAAUUUCAGUUUUUCUGAAUUGGUUACUUUUCCAAUCAGUAGUUCUAUUCUCCCCAUUUUCACAUGAGAAGGUACUAUUUUUACCAGCAUUUUGCUGCAAUUUUCUCCUAUUUAUAUGCUUGUAUGCAAUUUUCCCUAAUGCACAUGUUUUUGCAAAGUAAUAUAGUGAAUUUUGUAUGUUGUUGUUUCACAGAUAUCUGCAUUUUUAUGCACGCCUUGCCCUACCUAGUCUGUGCAUUUUUAUACACAUUGCAGAACACAGAAAAGUAGAGAUUUUGAAGGAUGGCUAUGUUUACGCUUGUGUAUUGCUUCAGGAAAGUGUGAAUCAGAUAGGUGUGCCAUUAAGUGCGAAAUGAGUCAGUUUCCUCUUCCAACGCCAUGCCAUGCUCACUGUCAUCUGAGUGAUGGUCGCUUUGGACGGCUAUCCUCUCUAUCUUGUACCCUGUCGUGGGGGUGGCUACCUUAUUGGUCCCCUCUCACUUAAGUUGGUGGAGUGAAAUUCUUGUGCCAGGACUGGGGGUAUUGAUACGGAAGUGGCUAUGGAUUGACAGGGUGCAGGAUAUGGCGCACAUGGGCUUCACCCACCCCCAUUGCCUGAGGCAGCUUUAGAGGAGCGUCACUGGUUUGGUCACACUGGGCGUGCAGCCUUGGGGACGCUGCAGGGGACACUGUAACUAUAAUGUAGAAUAAAGCACGAGAGGCAGGGGGGCACCAAAUUUUGGGGUUGCACAGGGUGCCGCUGAAAUUUGAGACCCCAAGGGUUCCCACCCUGUAUCUGCACUGGCAGAACAGCUCCACUGACAGUGUGUUCCUCUAAUGUGGGCAGCAUGUCUGGCCUUCUGCUUGCAUAGCAGGGCUUCCCUCAAAUCCUCUCUCUCUCUCUCUCUCUCUCUCUCUCUCUCACACACACACACACACACACACACCCCAGCUCACAAAUUUCAAGUAAUGACGGGUGCCUCAGUUGAUUAAAUGCCGAAGUCUUUAUUGUUGGUUUUAUUACUGUGGCGUGCACCCACUAUCUGUGCUUUCCGGAAACAAUUGCAUGCAUUUUUAUUUUGACAAGCUUUUGCAGCAGGGUGCCAUUGACGCUUGUUUUGUUUUGUUUAAAAUCUGUAUUUGGUUGUGUUCGGUAAUGCACUUUAAACUAUUUUUAGCUGUUUCCAAAAAUAUAUAGUAGAUGUUAAUUUUAGGGUGCACUCUGCUCUGAUAAUUUUUCUCGAUUUCAGCGGUAUAGAAGUUUUGGUAUACCGUGUUUCAAUCAAUGAGAUAGCUUCAGCACUGAGAAGCACUUGUGCAGCUACAGCUCCUUUUGAUUUUGGUAUUUUUAAAGACAGAUUUUGUGUAAGGAAUCCAGUCCUUCCGUUUCAAGUGCAGGGUGAGUCAUUAACACCCCUCUCUGCAUGCGCAAGCAUAGAAUUUUAGCCCAAGUCCUGCUGCAGCCUGCCAUUGCAGAGUCCACAGUAGCAUGGCUAAACUGGUCUGUAAGCACACGUGUGGUUGAGAAAUCCAGAUGACCACCUUAGUAUGGGCUUGUUCAAUCUGGCUGUCAGCCCUCAUCUCUCCCCCCACCCCCCAAGAAAAAGUCAUUACAGAUUGAAUAUAAGCACCCCCAAACGAGUGUCUGAACUCAUUCUCCGAGUUCUGCAGCUGCCUCUCUCCAUAACAGUGGGCGCCGCUGCUGGCAUCAAUAUUGAAUUAAGUCUUGAAUGGUGGCAUGGGACUUGUAGAGCCGUAGAAUGAGGAACGAGUUCCUGGUUUAACAUCUCUCAGCUGCGCGAAACCUCCAAAUGAUUUAAAUCUACAUGAAGAACUGUCUAUUAAUACACCGUUAUAAUCACUGUUGUAUCUUCUUCUUCUCCCAGGCUCAAGCCGUCACCCUCACAGUUGCUCAGGCGUUCAAAGUAGCAUUUGAAUUUUGGCAGGCGUCCAAGGAAGGUGAGUGUGGGAACUUACAUCUGCCUCUCGCUGCCUUUUCGGCACAUCCCAGCCUUCCCUAACCUGAUGCUCUCCAGAUGUUUUGCUUCCAUCAUCCCUUACUGUUGGCCAUGCUCCCUGGGGCUGAUGGGAGUUGGAGUCCGACAACAUCUGGAGGACACAAGGUUGCAGAAGGCUGAUAUAUCCAGAAAAUGUGUAGCUGGUGUAUUUUGUGUGUGUGUGUGCACGCGCGCCUUUUGUUGUUGUUGUUUGACUUUUUCCCUAGGAGCAAAAUGGUCUUUUUACCCCUCCACUUUUAAAAAUCAAACAAACAAAAAACCACCAACCAAGGCUCAGUCAAUAAAAUUUCAGAUUACUUUGCUCAUCUAAGCACAUGCUUGUUUAUUUAUUAAGUUGCUGUUUCACAGUUUUUACGGUAUAUCCUGCUUGAUUGUUAAAAAAAGUGAUUUACAAAAGGAUAAAACAAUGAAAUUAUCAGUAAAGAUCUGUUAAAAACAACCAUUUGAAACAUUCAGAAGUAAUUAGCAUCAGCUAAAAAACACAUUAAACUGCACAACAGCAUUCUACAUAUCUGGAUAGACUUGCCUAAAUAAAAAUGUUUUCUCAAUUGGGAACCCCUGAACUAGUGCAUUUGAGGACAGAUAUUCCUGGUCUAGGAAUUUUGGGUCAAGGGUGGCUUCCCAGUACUUCAUAGCACUGUCCUGAGGGAACUUUUCAGGGAAUCUCACCAUGUGCUACCAUCUCCUGCGCCUGGGUUUAAAGUCUCAUGCCUCCCUACUCAUCUGCUGUUACCCAGAGGUCUCUUCCCUUAAAUUAUACCAGCAACCAUCCCCUUCCUUGCUUUUAUGCCUAAAAUGGCCUCCCAGAACACUGAUGCAAUGCCACUUCACUCUUCCCUCCUCAAAGCCCACUUCCCCCAAGUGUUUUUCUUAACCCUCAGAUUUGAUCCCUAAUGGAAAGAAAGGCGUGAAACAGAUGUCUUUCCUGUCAGGCAAGACUCACACAUUUUUCUGCUACAUCUUUUCUCCUUCACUUCUCUACUGAGAUGCAUGUCUGUCUUUGCAGCAUUGAUCUGCAUGCAUACACACACUCAAGCACACGAUGCUUCAGGCAGGCUUUUGGUGGAGCUUCUUAACUUUUUUUUCUCAGGCACCCAGCAUGUUUAGCUAUUUAAAUAAGCAUUUGUACCGCUCUCUCUCUUUUUUUAAUUUUCAAAACUUUACUAUGAAGUUAAAAUUAUAGCCUGGUAAGAGAUUUAGAAUAAAAACAGAAAGGAAAAGAAUGGAGGGUGGGGGAGAACUUCUACAAAACAAAAACAGCUUUCACAGACAUUACCACGUAAAAUAAAAUACAUUUUCAAGGGACUACACUAUAAAUUAGAUGCUACAACAAAAACUAACCUGAUACAGAGAGAAGACAAAACAAAUGUUAUGAGUACAAGAUAAAAGCCAUAUUUCACCCAGACUAGCCAUUCCCUUGAUUGGCCUGUCAUAUGAGUAACAAAUAGCCACCAAAUGGAGACAAAACCCAUAGGUUUGGCUGCACCCUGGGAUACCUUUGUUUAUGAGUCAUUUUCUUAGAAAUGGCAAUAUACAUGACUAUAUUAAACAAAAAAAGGAAAAACCCAAGUAUUCCUUCCAGCCCUGUGAAAUUUGUGUCUCUCUCUUUUUAAAUAGAAAAGCCUAUUCUUUACAUAUAAGUACAUAUAUAAUAUUUACACACACACGCUACUAUGAGGCACAAAUGUUACUAUGAGUAACAAAACUGAGUUGUUGUUGUUUUAUUCAUGUGGCAUUCAUGUGGCCAUCAUUCUGCCCGGACACUGAGGUCCAGCACCGAGGGUCUUCUGGCGGUUCCCUCACUGCAAGAAGCAAAGUUACAGGGAACCAGGCAGAGGGCCUUCUCGGUAGUGGUGCCCACCCUGUGGAAUGCCCUCCCAUCAGAUGUCAAGGAAAUACGCAACUAUCUGACUUUUAGAAGACAUCUGAAGGCAGACCUGUUUAGGGAAGUUUUUAAUGACCGAUGUUUUAAUGUAUUUUUAAUCUCUUGUUGGAAGCUGCCCAGAGUGGAUGGGAAAACCCAGCCAGAUGUGUGGGGUAUAAGUAAUAAAUUAUUAUUAUUAUUAUUAUUAUUAUUAUUAAUUUAUUUAUUUAACAGUCACUCUUGAAGGUGACUUUGUGAUUGUCACAAGGGCCAGCCAAUCAGUGUUCUGCACCAUCAGUCUUUUCUUGAAACAGGUGCCAGUAGCUUCGAGGUUCAGUUAACUUUUGAAAUGUAUGCAUCUCUGGCCUACGUACAGUGGUACUUCAGGUUACAUACGCUUCAGGUUACAGACUCUGAUAACCCAGAAAUAGUACCUCGGGUUAAGAACUUUGCUUCAGCAGGAGGCCCCAUUAGCUAAAGUGGUGCUUCAGGUUAAGAACAGUUUCUGGUUAAGAACGGACAUCCGGAACGAAUUAAGUACUUAACCCGAGGUACCACUGUACCUGUAAUUGCGUUUACUCUCAUUCACCUUUCCCCCCUCCCCAUUCUCCUCUAUGUUUCUUAUAGUCACCUGACUUGCAGAAACUUAUCAAGUGAUGCUCCUUCCAUCUCCUUCAUCUCUCUGCCAGCAGAAGUUUCCCUUGUUUCCCCUUCUUAUUCCGGCCCUUCUGAGGAGCCUGACAGUUGGCAACACAACCCCUCUGCCUCUCCUCCCCUCCGCUAAAAUCUAGUUUGCAAAGGCCAUUUGGGCAGAGGACUUUUUCUUGCUUAUGGGAGCCUGUAAAGCACCGGGUAUAUUGUUAGUGCUGUAUAAACUGUAUAAUAUGAACACAGAAAGCUGCCUUAGAAUGAAUCAUCUAGCUCAGUGCUGCCUGCUCGUACUGGCAGCAGCUCUCCAGGAUUAGCUCUCCUUUUAUCAGCCCUGUGACCUGAGAGCCUUUCAACUGGAAGCAUGGGGAUUUGAAUCCAGGAUCUCCUGCAUGCCAAACACUAGCUGGGCCACUGAGCCACCACCUACAAAGCCACAUUAUAAUAUGCCUCAAUGGGGGAAUAACUCCCUUUUCUCUCUCUAAAAGAAGCACAUGGGUGGUUGCCUAGCAACCACCCCGGCCUAAGGAUAGGGAGACCUGUGGCUCUCCAGCUGUUGUCCAACUAUUGGUGUCCCUAACCAUUAGCCAUGCUGGCUGAGGUGGAUGGGAGUCCAUAAAAACCUGAAGGGUGCUAGAAGGAGCAAGGCGGGUGGUUGCUAGGCAACCUCCCCUCCCAAGUGUUUCCCACCAUUCUCAUCCAUCACUGCCAUCUCACACAGGCUCUGAAGAAAUGCUGGGCCUUCUAGUCCUGGCCAGCUGUGUGGUGCCAGUGGAGGAUAUGUUGAUAACUAGAAACCAUCUGUCCUUUUGUCAGUGAUGGCCUGGUUAGCGCAGCUGCAAGCAAGAUCGGCAGCCUUCCAGGCAGACUGUAGGCUUGAUUGGAUGGCCUUCCCAAGUCUUGGGGUCAUGCCAGUAUGAAAAGGCCCUCCUUGUCGCCUGCACAUGUUCAGCAAUUUGGCACUGGCGAAAGGUUGGUUGCAGGGAGAGAGAUUUUGUUCCCUGGAAACCCCUUUCUCCACUUCGCUGCCCUCCGCACAUUUCCAUGCCUAAGGUAGACAACAAGCAGUGCCCGCCUGCGCGCCAGGAAGCCCAGACCUCUGCAAAUCGAAUCUCCCCCUGCCAGACAUUUACAACAGCCUCAUCCUUGUAAGAGCUCUCUCUGGUAUUCAGUUUGCUUUUGGAAGCUGGGGUUAGACCAUUGGCAUCUGGGAGUUGGGGACUGGUGUCCAUUAUCUCCCUUAAUUAGAUCUUAAUUUAUUUUAACUGUGGCCUCAUUUGUGUUUUAUGUGCUGUUCAGCCACCCUGGGCAAAAGGCAGGAUAAAAAUAUGAAUUGAAAUAAUGCAUCUGUAGCUCUCGAGGCCUUGAGAUAGCACAGUCAAGCAACAUGAAUAAGGUGCUAGAUUCCAAUCAUAUAGGCGCUAAGCCAUCUUGGGGACACUUCGUAUAUGAUGAUUUGCUAUGCAGAGAUCCAUUUCCAUGCAGGAAAGGGCUUGUACUCUGUAUCAGUUGAAAUGAUUUUUUUUUCCUCAUGCCAGGUGAUCAAAUAUGCCAUUUCUGUUCAGAUCACCAUCUGCUGCAGCUGCUCUGGACUGCUCAUUCAUUUUUUUCCUCCUAGUGCUCAUUUAAUUUCCCCCCAAUGCCCCCAAGGUAGGAAUGCUCUGGGGCAUUGUGGGAAAUUAAAAUAGCAGUCCCACAAUGCCCUGGAGUCAAGCUGUGGCAGGGGCACUGUGGGAAAUUUCAGCUGUUGGUGUUCAGAGCAUAGGCAUAGCCAGGAUUUUUGUUGGGGGGGGGCAGGACUUUUGUUAGGGGGGCAGAGCCGAUGUGAUUGGUCAGUUAAGUAGUUCUAUUGCUUUACUUGAUGGGGGGCAGCUGCCCCCCCUUGACUAUACCCAUGGUUCAGAGGACCAUUUUUGCAGGGAAAGCUUUUUAUCUUUGGUGUAGAUAAAUGUUUAUCAUAUGCUACUGGAAUUCUCAAAUUCCCUCGCUGGCUUCCACUGGUGUAGCUAUGUUAUUGAAUAACUAUAUUAUUAAAUCCAGCCCGCUAUUCUUAUUAUUUCUCUGUUAGGUACUUCAAGUCUCUCCAGAGAAUAAAGAAGGCAAUAAAGGGCUUUUUAAUGAAAAAAAUCCUAACAGAGAAAGCCACGCCACUUAAACCUUGGAGCCAAACUCUGCCCCUUGCCAGCCCAGUCAGUGUACUUGUGCUAGAAAUUGUGCCUCCGACACUGCCGCUCAUUUGCUCUGUCCUUACAUUAGGACUGAAGAGGAUGUUGUAAAGCGGGCGGUGGGGGGGGGGGAACCUUUUACAGCCUGGGUAUGCUGGGUAGCUUUCCAAGGGCCCCAUCCCAGUGGUGGACGGGGCCAGAGGAGAAAGUGAGCAGAGCAAGAAGAAGUGUAAAUUUAACCUUUUGGUACAGUAGGCUACGUUUCUACACACACUCACACACCCCUCUCUGGCCUCCAUCCAGACAAGCAAGCGACAUUGUCAGAGCUGAACAACACAUUCCGGCCAGACAAAAGCACUUAAGGAGGAUGUGAAGCAGGGCCAGUAGGGGGCAUGGCCUGGAGAGCAUCCCAAGAGACCUAAAGGGGCUGCAUUUGGCCCACAGGCCAGAGGCCCCUCACCCCAUUGCAAGGUGUGGAAGCAGCUUCGUGGCUUGCUAGAGAAAUCAGCCUUUAAAACUUAGCCACAAACUAAACGGUGUAUUGGUCUGUCUUGUGUCCCCACCACAGAAAAGCGGGAAAAGGCCAUCUCGGAAGGAGAAAGCACCAGCAGUCCAAGUUUGGAUAGUUCUGCCUCAUCAAAAGGAAGUAAGUGACUAAAGAAACAGAUUCAAAUGAAAUGUGGGGUGAAAUUGCCUGCCUUGUGUACCAUGCCAGCCCGCUAGUCUGUCUUGCCCAGUACCUGCAGCCUCUCGCCAGGGUCUUCAGCUGCAGAGAUACGGCAUCUGCUCUGCAUUCAGAAGGUCCUAGGCUUAGUUUGGUCAGAAUCGGGAAUACACUUCCAGAGUUAACACUAGAUACAUUGCUUCUGGUAAAUGAGCCACCAUAGUUGCUAGAGGGCCGUGAAAAAUUGUGUCCUGGGCUUUUUAGACUUGUUGGCCCAUGUACUAUUUGAAACCAAAGGGGCGCAUUGGUUGCCAGAUUUGAAAUAUAUUGGCAUUAUUUUCAGCUCUCCUAUCCUGCUAAUAGCGUUUUCUGCUCCCUCCCCUUUUGUCACUCAGUCCAAAUUGGGCUCUUCACUGCCAACAGCCCUCCCCACCCACUCAAAGGUUUCCCCCCCUUUUUUCUUUUUUAAAUGAAUUGAUUUUAAAAUGUUGUGUUACUUUUAUUGUUGUUAGCCGCUCUGAGCCCGGCUUCAGCUGGGGAGGGCGGGAUAUAAAUAAAUUAUUAUUAUUAUUAUUUAUUUAUUAUUUAUUAUUAUUAAAUUCUGGAAACAUUGAGAUUUAUCCAAGCCUGCUAAAACCUCCUGAUGCCUGGGUGGUACCUUUUUAGCUGCAUAAGGAACAGCACUCACAGUCCAAACACUGAAGAUAGAGACAGUUAUGAACUGUUCCUUUCUUAAGGUCCCUCUCUUGCACACAUACACAAACGUUCACCAUACAAGUCUUGCAGAAACUAAAGACAGGGUGUGGGUGGGUACAGUUCCAUCUCUGGUUGUCAGUGGUCUCUAGUAACUGAAAAUCCUUCCCCCUCUCCUGGAGACACUCAGAUUAAGGUGCAUGUCAUGUAUACAGAUGUCACUGACCCCCUGAUUGAAAUCCAUCAAGGACUUAGCAGUCCUUUUGACCUCUGCGACUCCUCCAUCAUGCAUCCUACGUGCCUGUUAUUCCUCAGGGAGGCGAAAGGAAGGGGGAGGGAGGGAGGGAGGCAGCCCUCCACACUCCUGCAAGCAGCUUUCUGAAAACCGCUCCCAGGGACCCAUUAAAACUCUUAGCGGUCUGGAUUGUGCAGCUUGCAAAAAUGGGGUCAUGCCUUCCGAGUAUUGUUUUUAAGCUAUAUCCUCCUUGCAAUUGUCUGGUGGCAAAGGCUAUCUUCUAAAGCUUGCGUGGCACAAAUAGCCUCAAAUGAACUGGCGGGGCAGGGGAGAGGGGGGCAAAGAGGGGACAGCCUGUCUUCUUCCCCUCCUGGCGGGUGAGAUGCUGCAAAGUGGUACUGAGGAAGUCAUCCAUAAAAGGGGCUCCCAUCCAAAGCGGCUGCGUCGUAUUGAUCCGCAUGUAUAUUUGAUAGGGAAGAAAUCCUCUUUAACAUCCACUCCAUUCCAAAAAUGCCUCUCAGGGUAGCACAGAUAUAAGUCGACGAAAUGGCUGGCUCUAACGGGCUGGAUAAACUUUCCGUGCCCAGAAUCUUUAAAUCUGACCUCUGCUUUGGCUUUGUCCAAUAUCUUUGAAUCUGGAGUUUGGGUUUUUUGUGGGUCUUUCAGCCGAUUUCAAAGUAGUUAACCUGCCUCUUGACAGAGGCGGAUGUUGCUGAAUCUUUGGUUACAGGUGCCUUCUGAGGUUCUGAAGGAAGGUCUGCAGCUCUGCCGCUUGCUCUGCAUGCCAAAGGCCACCCCCCCAACUUAUUUUAUUAAUUUAUUAUUACAUUUAUACCCCACCUUUCCUCCAAGGAGCUUGAGGUGAUGUGUGUGGUUCUCUUCCUCUCCAUUUUUAUCCUCACAACAACCCUGUGAGGUAGGUUAGGCUGAGAGACUGUGGCUGGCCCAAAGUCAUCCAAUGAGUGCCAUGGCUGAGUGGGGAUUUGAACCCUGGUCUCCCACUACACCACGCCAGCAGCAAUCCCCAGCAAGAUUCCCUGUCUAAAACCCUGGAGAGCCACUCAGUGGAGGCAAUAGAUCAGGGAUGGGGGAACCUCAGGCCUGGGGACUGAAUGUGGCCCCCCGUGCCUCUCUGUCUGGCCCUUGGGGGACACACCCUCCCAAGCUGCACCCUAAACCAGCCUGACUUUGCAACCUUUUUUACUGUUUUUGCCUGGAUGGAAUUUGUCCUCGAACACUGAUAAUGUUCUUGGCAUACCUGCAUGGAGGACAGAGAUAGGAUGUGGCAGUGUGAAGAAACUUGCCUUCUGUGCAAAGGUAACAUUCACAUUUAUUUGGCCUUUGGCCUUGCCCACCAUUGCCAUGUGGCCCCUGGAAGCUUCCCCAUUCCUGCUGUACAUGACUGCUCUAGGUAUUUUGGUGACUAAGGUGGUAUGAAUCAACAGGUAGUCCACACAUUAAGUCACUUGGGACGUGAUGCCUCUCUGUGAGGCCCUUCUUUGUGUGCCCCCUCCAUGGGAGGUUGGGAGGGCAGCAACACAUGAUUGGGCCUUUUCAGUGGUGGCCCCCUCUUGUGGAAUGAUUUCACCUUGGAGGCACUCCUGGCACCCACUUUGUUUUUUUAUGUGCCAGGCAAAGGGCUGCCCCCUCCAUUCCACUUGUCACAUGCUUAGAAAACACAGGUCCAAACAGUUUUCCACUUGCCCCAUGCUUUUAAGACACAGAUCCGAACAGUUUUGCUUUACUUUCCCCCCAGAAAACCCACUCUUUAGCGGUAAAUCAGAACAAAGAGCAAUCCACGGAAAACCCAUUGCCAUUUGCUCCAAUGCAGUGCUAUACCACAGGUUUUUCCAGGGACAAAUGGAACUGCGAAUGAGCCCAAAGACUUUUCUCCUUACCUUCAUGCAGCACAUAGAUAAACUAUGGAAUUCAAGUGAUGGUCAUCAACUUGGAUGGCUUUGAAAGAGCCAUAUCCUCCGUGAAUCCUAUCAAUGGCUAUGUUCUGCCUUCAAUGGCAGAUACAAUAUGCCUGUUAAUGCAAGGGACUUGCAAGCAGGGCAAGUUGCUGUUGUGCUCAGGUCCUGCUUCUGGGCUUCCCAUCAGAGUCUGGUUGGUCACCAUAACAAACAGGAUGCUGGACUAGAUGGGCUUUUGGUCUGACCCAGCAGGCUUUCCUUAUGUUCCUGUUGUGUGCACCUCACACCGAGAUUAAGCUAGCACAGAAGAACUUUCCUAGUGAGUCACGUCACAGGCGAGACACAUCUGCCUCUUUCUCACUCUGCCAUCCUUAAUGGCACCCAAAAUCUGCCAGCUGACAUCUCCCCCUCAGCUUGACUCUUCAUGGAGGAGCCCGCAGAUGAAUUGGUGCCCCGCAGCCUGUCUCCAAAAACUCCCAACUCCUGUGCAUCGUAAAGGAUUUCUGCAAUUUAAAUAUAUGCUUAUUUGAAAGAGAGAGAAAACAGAAAAGUAGGACAUACUGCCAGUGGAAUGCAAAGAUGUGUUUUCCUAAAAGGUCCUGCAGGAAUUUUCAUUCAUCGGAAAAGCUGAAGGAUAUUAAAUCGAAGCAGGGUAGACUGGAAAGGGGUACUGUGUUGUGCUCAGGUCAGAGUAAAAAUGGGAUCAAUGUGGUUGCUCUGCAGUGGGAGUGGAGGAUGAUGAUUUUCUGGCUGAAGAGGAUGAAAUAAAUAUCAUUCUACAGGCCAUUAGGACUCCAUCUACAGGCCAUUAGGAGAGCCAGUGUGGUGUAGUGGUUAAGAGCGGUAGUCUCGUAAUCUGGGGAACCGGGUUCGCGUCUCCGCUCCUCCACAUGCAGCUGCUGGGUGACCUUGGGCCAGUCACACUUCUUUGAAGUCUCUCAGCCCCACUCACCUCACAGAGUGUUUGUUGUGGGGGAGGAAGGGAAAGGAGAAUGUUAGCCGCUUUGAGACUCCUUAAAGGGAGUGAAAGGCGGGAUAUCAAAUCCAAACUCUUCUUCUUCUUCUUCUUCCAUCUCAGAGCCUGGUUUUAAUACUGCUGCCUGGAGCUUGUGAAGUAGUAGUAACAGAGUUAUCUCUGAUCUUUCUCAGAGUGCCUAUAUCAGUCUCCAAUGACAAGCCAUGCUCAGUCUGUUCCCUCCAAAACACGCAAACAGGCCACUUCCACACCAUACAUUUAAAGCACUGUCAGACUACUUUAACAGUCGUGACUUCCCCCAAAGCAUCCUGGGAACUGUAGUUUGUUAAGGUGCUGAGACUUGUUAGGAGACCCUUGUUCCCCUGACAUAACUUCAAUUCCCUGAGUUCCCAAGGAAGAGGGAUUAAUUGUUAAACCACUCAGGGACAAGAAAAUCUUAACAUUUCAAAAGCUAUUAAAAAAACCAAAUACGUACAUGUCUGUGCUAAAAGGUCAGCCCCCACUCAUAUGUCAGAGGACCCAAACAGCUUGGUGGCAGCUCCUCCUUAUAAAGCUGCUGGGAUGAAGCAGGUGGAACAUGUUGUCCCUAGAUGGUUCCAAACAAUCUCUCCCCUAUAGCCCCAUAAUCAAGUGGUAUAUAAAUUUUCUAAAGACCGACUGAUGAAUCCAAGAGAUGUUGCUAUUAAAGGCCAUACAUGAUGGAGAGGAAUCCUCUAAAUUAGGUGUGGAGAACCCUCUUACUGGACUACAAAUUCCACCAUCCCUGACCAUUGGCCAUGCUGGCUGGGGCUGGUAGGAGUUGGAGCCCACCAACACCUGGAGGCCCAAAGUUCCUCCAACCCUGCUUACAAGCCUUUUCUCUCCUACGCCUCAUCUCCUUUAAUUCCCCCUUUCAUUUCUGUCCACCUGCAGCAGUCACCACAGGGAACCUGCUAGACCUAGAGAAUGUUGCUAAAACUCCCUUGACUGUCAAUGCAAACUCCACGCAGUCAGAUGGAAGCAUCUUUGGGCCACAUUCAUCAGAAAACAACAACGUCAUGUGGGUAAGUGUGUCGAGUGCGCAUACUACAAUCUUGGUAAAAUGUGCAGGAGGAAGAAUUCAAGUGUUACUGUGAGGAGGAGUGAGGAAGCUUUGGCUUGCAGUUUAGAUUAACUGCAGUUUAAGGUUCAGACAAAGCCCUAAACUGUGGUAAAUGUUAACUGUGGUUUGUUGAAACAAGCAGUUUCAUAAGCCAUCAAACUAUACAUCAUAUUAAGCCACAGUUUCUUGGGUCAGAAGACCUGACAAGCUAUGAUUAAUCAGAAGCUUCCCGGCUCCUCCUUGUCAGGAGGAGGAAAGGAAUGUGAGAGCCCGCUGCUCAUUCUCAUAAUGAGCAUAGUUAAUAUGACAUCUGCCUGGUGGCAUUUAUCUUUCUCCUGGCGGCGAUGUAACACAAAGAUGCAGGGGAAACAGAGUGAUAGAUAAGCAAGGGACAUUGGCAGGGUGCACUAGUCCUGGGAUAAAUAGGGUGUAUGUUUGCAUGUGGAGAAAGAGAAGAUGAAGAAUGGAUGGAAGAAUGAAUGGCAUGUAUGAAAGAAAGAAAGAAUUGGAUGAAUGAGGUAUGUGUGCAUAGAUGAAGCUUGUGGUGUCUGUGUAUGAGAUAAUGGAUAAAUGGAUGAAGAAGGGAAGAGAGAGAGGGCAAGGGGAUGGGAGGGAGAGAAGGGGGUAUUGCACUUCUGGCUUUGGCCCCACCCAUAGCCAACUGUGACACUGCCCCCCAUGGGACUGCAACCCCUGACCACUUUUGCUUGAGGGAACACGGUCCCCAACUUCAAAAGGUUGGCCCAUCACUGGUCCACGCUGAUAGGCAGCAGCUUCAGAUGAAGGGAGGUAUACAAAUUUAAUAAAAAAUAACAAAAACUUCCCACCGAGGAUCCCCUGAUUUUGGUCAUUUUAUUUCAUUCAUAAAAGAUUUCUUAUCUACUCUUCAUAAUGAUCCAUGGAGGGUUACAACAGUAUACAAAUAUAUAAAGAGAUAUAAGAACAAGUGAAACCAUUCCAGAUAGAAUAGACUGGACUAAGUCUCCAAGGCACCCCCUGGUCCCUCAGAACAUUUUUCAAACUACUGCUUUCUGUAGUCAUUGUCGUCAUCCCCCUUAUACACACACUUCUUUUUUAAGAAAUUGCAAAGAAAAUGCAAAAUCCACCCUGUAAUGCUUGCAUGCUAGCUGGGAGCUGGGUAACUGUCAUUUCAGAUUGAUCUAAUUUUCCUCCCCCUUCUCUUUAUAACAAAGGCAAUGGACGACGGACUGGAUGAAGCUUUUUCAAGGUAAUUUUCUUAAUUUGUUUCACGAGUGUCUUUCCACCAGGGGACUGCCCAGGAAACAGACUUGAUUAGUGACUGCUCUUAAAAAAAAAAAAAAAUCAUUUUAAUGUUUCUAAUCAAAAUUGUCUGCUGUGCUCUGACCCUUUCAGAAGUGCUCUGUUUGCCUAAUUGAACGAUGGGAUUUGCAGCCGCCUGGAUAAGUCAAAUAUUUUGAUAACUUCUUAGGGCAGGAGCUAAUUUGUGCAUAAGGUGGGGAAUUAAACUCCCUAAAUGAUGUAGCCCUGGCUAGAAGAUGUUUGCCAUAUGCAUGAGCAGAGGUAGCAAAUUGAAAAUGCAGUAUUUCAGAUCCCCACCUGCAGACAGAGGGGUACCUCUGUACCCUUGACAAGGAGCUCUAUCAGCACUUCCUCCCACCAAAAAAAGAAUCACUUUACCACAGUAGCCACAUUAGAAAUCACAACAUUUUACGCGACCCACGUCCAGGGUGAGGGCGAGGCAAGGAGGAAGGGAGAAAAAUAUUGCACGCCUUUGUGCUGCAGUAGGAGAAGAACAAGAAGUUUCUUCCAUGUUUUUAUUUCACUGCAAUAGCGGCAGUGCGUCACCAGACACAUAAACGUCAGACACUUCAUAGUCUGAUAGGUGAUUUUUGCACCCCCAGAAAUGGAGGUGGUGGAGGAGGAGGUAUUUGGCCCACUGGCUGGUUUCUUAAAGGAUGGGAUGCAGGGACUGCUAGCUACCACUUCUUCUGGUGCCCCUUGCCCACCCUCCAGAGGUCCUCAGCGGCUGCUCCAAAAUCAUUCCUGUAAAUUGUCUGGAGCGGGAUUAUCAAAAUGGCGCCCUUCUCCACAAACCUCUGAGCCUCCCUCUCACUGCUCACUUGGUCAUGAGGUGGUGAGGGUGGCUACAUUUUUCCUCCUUGAAAAGUACAUAGAGCUGAUGGAAGAAGUUGGAAGAGGAACACUCUUUCUCACUUCCUCUUCCAGCUCUAUGUCUUGUCCAAGACUGAUGAAUUCUGUUGGAUCCAGCUUUUAGCCAGAUACCUUGAGAAAACAGUGUGUGAGUGUGUCUGUAUGUGUACAUGCUUUCUUUCUCUCUCUCUCGCUGUCUGUCUUUGUCUCUCAGACAUGGUGUGUGUGAUCUGGUGGCAAAGGGAGAAGUGAUCAUAGCACUUGCUCAAAAUUCCAAAUAUGACCACAGACCUAAAAUGUUUGGCGGUCCCUGACCUGGCUCAGUGUGUGGCAGCUUCCUCUGGCUCUGUGUUCCGUAUGCAUGGCCACAUCGGUGUUUUCUCAAGUGAUGUUAAAAGCACUUGUUAGAACUUCCCGGGUGUCAUUUCUGAGUGUGGAGUGAUGUGCAGAGAUUCUCCUCCUGACAUAGAGAAGCAGGGCAACCUGGGGCCACCCAGCAAAACAACAGCAGUAACAACCAAGUGCCUUAAAAAUUAGGUGCCUAAUAAAAAAAAUAAGUAUGUAAUUGGAGCCUGGCUGCUGGAUGAAACCAAAGGCUCAUUCUAGUCUAGACUCUUAUUCUCAGAGAGGCCAGCCAGAUGCCUGUGGGAAACACACAAGCAGGGCAUGAGCACAACAGCUCUCUCCCCGCUUCUCAUCCCCAACAACUGGUAUUCAGAAGCAUUGCUGCCUCCGAAAGUGGAGGUAGGAGAUGCUGACAGCUUUAUCCUCCUUGAUACAAAACCCUAAACAUGAAGUUUUGCAUUGUACUCAGGAGCUAAGGUCCAAAAUCUCAGAGAUCAGGUUCAUUAAAAACCACAAUGCACCAUUAAUGCAACCCUUAAAAUGUAAGGCUUCAUUUAAAUGCAGUACUGCAAGCAGUUGACCACCAUUAAGGCUGAAACAGCGUAAAGUAUUUAUUAUUAUUUUUAAGAUGAAGCAUUGAACUCGGAGCUUUACUAAUGCAGAAGUAACGAAAUGUACAUGUUUGUCAUUUUUACAAACACAUUUGGGCAAGCUUGUCAGCGUACAGUGUUCUCUGCAGAAAAAGAGACAGCCCUGGUUGCCGGAUGGUGCUGGUUCUCCUCUGUGGUGCAGCUUGAGAGGGGCACAGAAGAUGAAUCCAAACAGAACAAGUUAUUAGCAGAGGGACGAGACCCUCCGGCCUGUGGGAGGGGGCAAAUGUGGCCCUCCAGGCCUCUCUACCUGGCCCUUGGGAGCCUCCCCAAGCUGCACCUCCAUCCUAGACAAAAUUCCCUCUCCUCAAUCCAUACCCCUCACUUACCCAGCUUCAAGUCUUUUUGUCUGGAGGGGAUGUGGACAGUGAGAAUGCCUCUUUUUGUCUGGAUGGAGAGGGUGGGGUGUAGAAGCCUCUGACUUUUGCAGGGUUGGAAUGUAGCCUGCUGUACAAAGGCAAGAGCUGCAUUUCUUGCUCCUUCUACUUUUUGCCUCUGCCCGUGCUUACCCCUGGCUUGCAGCCCCUAGAAGGUUGCUCCGAGUGAAAAAAUGCAGCCCUCUGACUGGAAGAGGUUCCCCAACCCUUGUGGGAGAGCAAACCCCUCCUCCCCCCCAAAAAAUCUCCCAGGCUCAAAGAGCAGACAGAAAUUCACUAGUCUCAGAAUUUUCUGACAUUUUUUUAAAAAAUGAUUACCGUAUUUUUUGCUCUAUAAGACUCACUUUUUCCCUCCUAAAAAGUAAGGGGAAAUGUGUGUGCGUCUUAUGGAGCGAAUACAGGCUGCGCAGCUAUCCCAGAAGCCAGAACAGCAAGAGGGAUUGCUGCUUUCGCUGCGCAGCGAUCUCUCUUGCUGUUCUGGCUUAUGAGAUUCAGAAUAUUUUUUUUCUUGUUUUCCUCCUCCAAAAACUAGGUGUGUCUUGUGGUCUGGUGCGUCUUAUAGAGUGAAAAAUACGGUAAAUUGUAAAGGGUGUAUGGUGAUAUGCUGUGGCUUCUGUUGAAUCUGAGUUGUGCUGCCUUCUGCCCUGAGUGUAGCCUGAAAUACUGAUCCCUAGGAGCAGGGAGUGGUCCUUUCCUCUCCUUAUAUGCAUGGCUCUGUGGGGAGCUGGCUGUCUCCUGCUCCUUCUCCUCUACCCACCCACCUCCAUCUUCAUAACAGCCAAAGGGGACAAAUUCAAUUCAGUUCACAUUAAAGGCAAGCCUGCCUGCUUGGCACUUUCAGAAACCAUACAGAAACCAAAACACAGCCAUGCUUCAAAAUUCUCAUUUCUCAAAAUUUUGCAAUUCUGUUCUCCAGCUAAGUAAUGUGUACAGAAAAUGCAUAAACCAGGAACAUAGGAAGCAGACUUUAUACUAAGCCAAUUGUGCAUCUUCCUCAGUAUUGUCCACAUUGACCAGCAGCAGUUCUUCAGGGUAAAGUGUGCUCCAAAAUUAAUAGGUUGGUGAAGAUAACAUACAAAAAUGCAUUAUAUUAGGGAAGUUGUAUUUGCAAUUCUAUGUAUGUUAGGGGAAAUCGCAUAGCAAAACAUCUGUGCAUUAGAAGAAAGGUGCCCCGAUACGCAGAUAAUUUUUAUGAGGACUUCUUUUUUGGGGGGGCGAGGCAAACUGAUUUGGAAAUGUGAACUGAAGCCUGAAAAAAUGAGAAACAAAAGCCUGAAUCAUCAGAUUUGCUCAUCCCUACAUGGGUCAUUCAGUGACUGAAUCUCCCCACUUUGGAGAAAAGGGCUUAAAAGCAGCCACAGGUUCCUCUAGUUUAGAUCAGGUUGUAGUGCCAGGGAUAACUCUUCCCUGUACCAUUUCUAUGACAGAAGCCUGCUAAUAGCAACACCUCUGCUUAUUGCCUUCUCCAUAGCUAACAGCAGCCUGCAAAAGGGAGGGGGAUUUUAAGUGGAACCCCUAAACUGCAGCAUCCUAAGUGCAACAGUCUAUCUGGCCCAGUCUGCAACCAUUCUUUCUAUUUCCCACAUACUCAGUGUUUGCAUGAGAAGGUUAACAGUGCUGCAAUAAAGUACCGGUAAUCCUAAUGGAUAUGCAAGUAGAACUUCUGGGGGGUGUGUGUGUGUGUGUGUGUGUGUGUGUAAUCUCCCUUGCCCCGAAAUUUCUGGUGAUGCCAGCAGACGCUGAACAAUUGGGAUUGCUGCUGCCAUUUCCAAUCCCUUUGCCAUUGUGCUGCUGUCCUGAGGAGUUAAGAUUCCUGAUCUCGUCUCCAGAAACAUCGAGUGCUGCCAUGAGCAACUGGAAUUUAAUACAGACAGUGCUGGAGAGACGUUGUGGCGGCCUGUCCAUACAAAUCGCCCCGCAGGGAGGCAAAUUGAGACUUUCCAAUGUGGCACUUCGUAUAUAUAUAUUUGCUGCUGCUGCUUUUGGUCAGUGUGGCCUUUUGCCUGUGAGAUGUGGCCUCAGCUAAUGAUAUGUCAAGUUCCUGCUAGAGUGAGUGGUCUGUGCGUGGGUACAGACUAGCAGGGAGUGCCUGGCAUUGCUUGGAAAUUCAAAGAACACACCCACCCCCGUGUGAAUUUUAAAUAAAUAGGGUAAUUUGUGAGUUUGGGAACUGUGCAUACACAGAGAGAGAGACAUACAUGGCUCAUUGCAUUCAACAGCAUCCAAACAUCCAACCAGAUCGCCCUGGGAUGCCUGCAAAUGCAACAGCACCUCUCCUAUCUUGGACUUGGCAGAAACUGGUAUUUAGAGGCAUACUGCAAAAGGUCCAUCCUGCUUUUUACCACUGCCAGUUAGAUGUCUCGGGGAACAUGGGUGUAGCCAGGAUUUUUGUUGGGGGGGGCAGGCCUUUUGUUAGUUGGGCAGGCCUUUUGUGGGGGGGGGACCUCAACUAUGUAUUUUUAUUGAUUUUUAUUGAUUGGGGGCAGCUGCCCCUCCCUGCCCCCCCCCCGGCUACGCCCAUGUCUGGGAAGCACACCAGCAGCAGGCUUCCCCCAUGGUUCCUUCCAAACACAGAGGUUCCUGUUACCUGUCAUCAUCACCACAUUGUGUCGCAGAGAAGUCCAUAAGUUGGUUCUUCUGGAUAGAAUCCAGAAGGGACCUGCAACCAACACCAGAUUUCCCCUUUGGUAUCCACUCUUGAGAACAGAGCAUUUUAGAGCUAGUUAUCUGACCAAACUCUCACCAGUUUCCUUAAGAAAUGCCUUUAUUGAACUGCAUUUCCAAGCGAUGCCCACUCAUUCUUGGUUGGUUGCUACAACAAGGUUCCAUAUGCAGACACAUUUUUAUUUCUGAUCAACCUCAGGUGGAAGACAUCACUCAUUUUCCAUUAGCCUUCUAACCCCUUACACAGAGACCAGAUAGAUCGCUUUCUGAACCUUUGUUCACACCAACAAGCAGGUACACCCCAGCAGAAAUAGUUCAGUUUCUUUUGAGUGACAAUAAUAGCUUUGUAGCAAACAGUGACCCUCUAUGCACUAGCUGGGGAAAAAAAGGAAAAAGGACUUCGAUAAAAUUGCUAUAAAUCAUUGUCACACGAUCAAAGCCUAGCCUGCCUCACAGAGCUGUUGUAAGGAUAAAAUGGGACUACGGGGCAGAACCAGGCAUGCCACUUUGAGCACAUUGGAGGAAUGGCAGGAUAUUAAUGUAAUAAAUGACAGAAAGGACUACACCACUUUGUACUUGAAAGGGAGGACUCAUGUUUUUGGAAUUCUGCUCUGUGUUGAAACACUCCGCGUCAAUAGGAUACCAGGAGGACCAGCAUGCAAAUGCCUGCAUUAGAACCUUUCUCCCUGAAGAGCUGGCUUUCUGCUUUCAGGGUUGCCUACUCCCUACCCUGGGGAGGAGAGGGACAUUCAGAAGUAACCCUCACUUUAGUCAGAAGUGGUCCCCCUCCUUUACUAUACCUGUUGACAUUUCUCUCACUCCCCAUCUCUGGUGGUGGUCCUGCAUACACAACUCUCUCCAGGUCCCUUCACAGGGUUUCUUCUUCUUCCUCUUUCAGACUGGCACAAUCUCGAACUAACCCCCAAGACCUCGACAUUGGCUUGACUGCACAAGAUAUCCAAAGCGCCGAAAUCCUCUCUCCUGUUGACUGGGACAAAGUAGAUUCCUCUACAGUGGCGGGGAAAGACGACAACCUCUUUGGGUUCUGACGUCUUCUCUCUCUCUUUCCUUUUCUCCUGACCAGCUUUUCAAGUUACGUAACCACUGAGAACUUGAUGCACUGCAUUCUGAGUGAUUUUUUUUAACUGGAGGGUUUUGCUUAAGAAGGGUGGGUGAGGCAAACAUCUGAUCCAGAUGGAUGCUAUAAUGUCACCAUAUAACUCUUUAGACCAAAGCUUUAGAUACUUUAAUAAUCUUUAUAUAUAUAAAUAAAUAUAUAUAUAAAUAUAUUUCUUUUUUAAAAAAAAAUCUUUGCUUUUUAUGUAAAUGAUGAGAUACUCCUGAGCAUAUUUAUUCAAGAACCCCUUCAGUUUACAUAUAUUAUGGAAAUUAAGUAACAUUGUCUAACUUAACAUUACAGUAUUAGACUGCUUUUCCCAUUUGAAUACUUGUAGUAAACUGUGAUAGCAUCAGCUGUGUCUUGUGAGGUGGGUGUCGGCGGUGCAACAUCAAAGUGAUCUGAGUUACUUUUUCUAGAAGAGAAGCAGCCCGACAAGGAAGGAGGUUGCUCUGGGGUAGAUACAGUGAGGCAGAGUUGGCUUUCUAGUUGGUUCAAGCAGGGAAGGUUACUAUAGGUUAUGUGAUGCUGCAUUAGGUGGGGAAAUGGCAGGCUGUGGCUCUCUAGCCCUUUUCUCUAUGACCUGCCGGCUCCUCCCACAGGCAUGUUGGUGCCAACCCACAGCAGCUGAGUGAACAGAGCCUAGCCAGAUGAUUUUAAUAAGCAUCAGUAGGGUUGUUUUGGUAGUAAUGGCACACAGGCUGAAACAGCUGCCUAAUCUGUGGACCAGAACUAUUGAAACUACCCUACUGAUCCAUGAAAUCAAACCUGUUUGAUGCCUAGGCCCUUUUCAGAUGCUGUGGAGAAGGGAAGUCGUGAGCCACAUGGGGCAGGGCAAUGUGCAAAUGCUUGGAGAGGCAUGCUCUGCCUCUUCUCUUGUUUCCCACACAGCAGGGGCCACACCGCUGAUAGCAACUUCCACCUCCAGGUAGCCACCAGCCUGGUUUCAUUGUAUCUCGACUUAGCAGGAAAGGACCUCCUGUCCCUGUUGAGACACCAUAGUGAGACUGGAGUAGUGUGCACAGUGUGGUGAACAGGGCUGGCUUUCCAUGUAGACAAUUCUGGGAGGUGGAGGUGGAAUAUAACAUUCUUUUCCCCUGAGAAAUGACAGCCACGUGCUUCGAGCCAGGAAUACAGGAAAUUGACAUCUGAACAUGUCUCAUGAGGAGUCUGUUUGCACCACCCUGAAAUUCCUGUGGAACUGGUCCAAACAUGUGUCAGAAUGGGGCACCAAUGGUUCAUGACCCUCUUUGUAGCUUGAUAUGGGUUGAGCCCAUUGGAAAAUGUUCGUAUAGACAUGCAGGGAGAGGGGCAAUUUCAGCCCCGUGUGGUUUCUACCCAAUCUUAAGCUUCAUGUAUCCAAAUAGCAGUGGAAGUCUUAACUCUGUUCCUGCACUUCAAGCUGCACAUGCAUGGAUCACAUGAGUGGAUGUUCACCAUUUGGUGGGGGUAACAAACUCCAUAUAUAUAGAAAGCGAAUGUUGGGAAGAAGACUUCUCAUUUUGCCUUUUCCCUGACUUACUUCUUUUCAAUGUGUUGGGAAGUGGUUUGGAGAGCAGGUGUUAAAACACGUGCCCACCACUUUCUGUUCUUGGAAAGUUGAUCACUGCCAAUGCCUUUUUAAAAGAAUAAUACUUUAUUGCUUAUUUUAUUGAUUGUAAACUGCUUUGGAGCCCUGUUGUUAAGCAGGAAAGAAAGCAGGCUGUACAUUUUUUAAUCAGCCUUGUAUUUAACCACUUGCCUAAUUGCCACGGGCAAAAGUGAAUUCCGUGGAGGCUAAUCACAGAGACCAACUGAGCUACCAGAGACAGGAUGCAGUAUCUGCACCUCAUCCGCUGGAAAAUUCAUUAGGCUAGUCACUUUUCUGUCCUUAUGUACAAGGUUGUUUUAAAAUCUGAUGUGGCUCCCCAAGCACAUUUUUUCUUCCCCCUUUCCUCAUCCCAGACCCCAUUGAUUUUGGCAAGAAGAAAAAAAUAAAGUAGACUGCUCAGCCCAGUGCCCUGAGGGGGAUGUAAAUCACCCCGUCCACAUCAAUCAGUGUUUUGAUGAGCUAGGGUGGGUGAUAACCCAUUCCUUCACCUGAUCUGUAUGGAUCAUCUCAAACAGGAGUGAGUGCCUGUUUGCAUGUGUGAGAGCUAGUGUGUAUGUGUGUGUGACUGACAGACAGACAGACAAAGACGCAUCCACACCAACUUUUGCCCACACUCACUGCUGGUUUGUGGCCCCCAGAAGGUCACCAGGGAUGAAUGUGGCACGUGGGUCAAUAAAGGUUAGCAUGCAUACAUACAUGGAACAGUUUUUGGCCACAUCCACACUACACAUUUAAAGCACUUCCCCCAAAGAAUGCUGGGAAUUGUAGUUCUGUGAGGGGUAGACUUCAGGUUCCAUGACUGCUGAAGUGCUAUAAAUGUUUGUUAAAUGUAUGGUGUGGAGCUGGUCUUCGCAUGCACCCUCCCCAACAACUGGGAAAGGAAAGAUUCACAGGUGGUUGGGAAAGAGAGAUUGUAACAGGUGAGAUUCUUUGGAAAGCAGCAUGGUAUUGAUCCUUUGUGGUGAUGAACUGCACCAUGCCUGAACAAUAAUUUGAAUCUGAUGUGCUUUUUUUUACCCUUUCCAAAGGGCAGGCUAUAAUUGCACUCCUUUUCUCACUCAAAUAGGUCUUAGCAAAGAGAGAGAAAAAAUAAGGACCAAUGUUUGCUUUUCUUUUUGGUGGCUCCAUCAGAAGCAGGGUCUGUCUCGUUGCAUUCUUCCUGAGCUCUUACUGGAAACAGGGAAAUUGUGUUAGCUGUUAAAAUGAGAAAGAUCAAGAACCGCCUCUUUGAAUUACCAGUGGGCAGUAAUGGGUUCUUUCGUUCGUUCUUCAGCCAGCUUCAGAAGAGAGUAGGCAUACUUUCUCUGAAGACAUAUAGCUUUGCACUUUAAAAGGAAAAAAAACUUGAACCAAAAUUAUGGUUUCAAAUGUCAGAACAGGUUUGUAUGGCUCUGUAACCUUUUUCUCUUUUGCCUUUUGAAAGUACUUCAUCCAAAAACACACAGCAGCUGUUGGAUAUUCUUCCUAAAACUGACCUUUGCUCUUUUGCUGCAGCAAAACUGUUUGAAGACUCAUCCAUCACAUUGAUGGAGAUGCUGAGCAGUUUCACUUAGAUUUCUCUGUAUAUUUGCCAUCUAGGAAGAACUCAAAUGCUGAGGUUUGGCUAGUUGACUAGGCAACAGUGGUCCUUAUAUUUAUUCUUAAACAUCUUUUGUUAAUAUUUGGUAAGUUCUACCAUGGUCCCCCCAUGCAUCCCUCUCAGCCAUUUAAACCGCUAAAUCGAAGGCCGCCAAAUUGGAUUAAAGAAAAACAAUAAUUCCUUUCGGCUUUCUAUUUUUUUAAAAAAAUAAAUGUUAAAUGGCUGUUUAUAAGUGCAUUUCUGUCAUACAUCUUUCCUUCUUCCCACCUGCGUCUCUGACAGAGGCUUAGAAAAUAAAUUCUCAGUCUAAUUUCUCAUUUCAUAAGACUCUGGAUUUAGAAAACUAAAUAAUGGGAGACUCAGGAUUACAGUCAUUAAGAGAUUAUGUUUAACAAUGAUCCUGAAUAGCUGCACUGUGGCACAGUUUGCUGUGUUUGUGGCCUUGUUGGAAAUAUACUAAUCUGUUUUAUAGAUUUGUAGUUGGCUGAUUUCACUUUUCCCAAAGAAUCUUUUUUUAUAUAUAACUCUGCUAAUGCUACAGCUGGGCAAAGUAAAACUUUAAUGAGGCUGACUAUUCAGAAGACAGCAGAUAGAUUAACCUCCGAAACCAGAUAGUUUGGAAAAUUGGCUCUUAUAAACUGUGUACUAAGUUGACCCUGGGAGGAAAAGGUGUUUAAUGAAACUUACUUCAUCUCUCCAAAAAGGCAUCUCUUCUCAGCAUGCCCUGCCUUGUAGCACAAGGUACAAAAAACUAUUCUAUUUGGGUUGACAAUGCAAGGUCAGUUGAAGAUCUCUGCUGAAAAUAUGUAUAUCUAUAUAGACGGUAUCCUCAUCGGUACAAAACUAACUAAAAUUGAACAGAAACUUGUCUUCUACAUGGAGCGGAAUAAGGUGGUAGAAUAGAAUGUUUCACUUCAAGGGAUAGAUGAGGAUUCAAAUUUGGAAUGCUGUCCAUAUUAAAGCAAAAUAAUAAUUCCUGAAGGUAAAUAUCUAGCACGUCAGGGAGAGGGGUUGUUGCCCCACUCACUCUUUGUUUCUACUCACAUGGAGUCUUUCAUGAAGAAUAGGAUUGGGGUGCAGGUGUCUCUCCUGAUAUUACUGGACUACAACUGCCAUCAUGCCUGACCACUGUACAUGCUGGCUAGGAGUGAUGAGAGUUGAUAGUUCAACAUCUGGAGGGCCAGAUAUUCCCCAUCCCUAGUGCAGAGGAGAAUUCACAAAGGUGAUCCCUCCCAACACCCACCGUCUAAUGUGAUGCACUCUGUUUUAUCACCUCAUAUCUCUACCACCUCAUUCCCUUGUCUAUGUUGCCCAGGCUUCAUAUACAGGAGUUUGCUGCAGUUGUUGCUAUAGCAAAGGUUUUGAAAGAAUGGUCUAAGAAGUUUCAUUUUUAUGAGAACAUACCUAUUUUGGAAAUCUCUAGAAAAAAGUGUAUGUAACAUGAACAAUAUAAUGCCUCUGUGUAUAUAGUUAAACAUAUGCUGUAAAAAGUACAUUUGCUGUUGAGAAAAUAAAAAUUCUACCUUUUUUUUCCAGU